Molecule: messenger RNA, 72654 nt
Organism: Xyrichtys novacula (pearly razorfish)
Lineage: Eukaryota; Metazoa; Chordata; Actinopteri; Labriformes; Labridae
Source: the annotation of a GenBank genome assembly
UGUGUGUGUUGAACAGCUCAGCUCUGUGUUCCAGUGUGGGUCUUUGGUUUAUAUCAGGAAACUAUGGGUGUGAGGAGACCCUUUCCGAAUCCCUGCCCACAUGUCGGUCUGCAUUCAUCAAAGGAAAAAUCACAUAGGUGAUAUAUCUGCGGAGGAUAUGAUGAGUUCGUCCCUCACACCUAAACUUUAAUCAUUUUUUAAAAGUGGAAUAUGGUCAAUUUUUACUACAAAGAGUUGUUAAAAAUGUUUAUUCCUCAGAAUGAACAACCACAAUAAAGUGAAGAGGGUUAAAGUGUUUAAAUUAGAUCUCUGAUAAAUAAAUAUUGGCCUGAAAAUUAAUCACAUCACAAAAUAUCUUUUUUUAGGAAAUUAUUCAAAUAAAAUCUAGAUGCCUACUAACUUUUUAAAUAUAAACAUAUUUACAUACUGUAUUCAUAAAUUAUCUGAAUUUCCCCCCUGCGUGCUGCAGUCACUUAGUCCAACCAACAGGUGUCGCUGUUAAAUAAGUUUCAACGCCUUUGUCUCUCCCUGCCGUUUUCCAGCUGCUCGGUCCGGUGCGCAGGCGCAGUAAGGAAGCUGAGUCAAUUCCAAGGACCGCAAAGUGCAAUGAAGUGAAGCUGCCUUCAAAAUAAAACAACACUAUUGCGAAUAAUCUGGAUGAAUGGAUAUAAAAUUAGACAACAUUAAGGAUAAAGACAGAAAGAGAGGAUAAAAACAGCCAUAAAAAUAAUAAAAAAAACAACAACAAACUAUAUCAACAAAGAUUUAAAGUGAAAAUAUAGAUACUAUAGCUAUUUAAAAAUGUUUAAUUUAAUGUUUUUAUGAUGAUUGAUUGAAGGUUUUUUUUUUACAUUUAAAUAAUAAUAAUAAUAAUAAUAAUAAUAAUAAUAAUAAUAAUAAUCACCACAGUGAAAAUAACAAAACAACAACAAAACGAUGAUAAUAGUUACUCUGAUUAUCCUGUGAAGACAUAUCUCUUUAUUUUGUUUUAAAUUUUUUUUAUGUUUAGGCAUUGUUUUAACUCCUCACCCAUACCAUUCCUCAGUCUAACCACACAGAAUGAUAUGCAAAACUGUUUUCUGCUUGUGCGAAUUUUGUUAAUUUUGAAAUUAUACUUCCCUCUUAAUUGAUAACCCCAUAUCAGUCAGAAAAUAUCAAUUUCAAUAUGGAUGCAAAGAAUUGCUGAUUUUAAUUUCAUUGACUGAUUUAUUUUUCCUUCUUGUAGCUUCUUUAUUAGUAAAUCAUAUAAAACACAAACAGCAAAGGUAUGAAACUGCUUUGUUUGCUUUAAUUAUCUUUCAGCUUUGAAUCAUUAUAAGUUAAGGAGCACACUUGUCUUUUACCUUUUAACACACAAGUCCACAUGUGUAAAUGUUGUUUCAGAUUUCAAAUCUAAAUCUCUGGUUGGUCUGAAUCCGGUUACCUCGGUGACAUGUUAAUCCUGUUUGUAGCAGGUGGUAACCUUAAAUUCUCUUUGGCUCUAAAUCCACAAAAUUCCUCAACAUCUGAGCCUCUGAUCAGCUCUACGGUAACUAUACAAUCUAACCUAUAACGACAUUUUACAUUAAUUGAAACUGAAUUUAACCAUGUGAAUUUCUGAUCAUGUAGAAUCCUUAAGAUCUUCACACAGAGCAUUUUUUUUUUCUUCAUUUUAUUUUGAAGAGGAAAAACCGGAUGUGAAAAUCCUGCUGUUGUUGUUUGCCGCUUCACGCACCGUGCAGUCGGGACGGCGAACGCGGUUGAGAGACGCGAAGAGGAAACUGACCACGGCGCAGCUCGUUACCCUGGAGAGAGUCGGUGAUCCGCCGUUUACCUGAACGUUAGCUCACCCCGCGUGCUCUCUGCUUUGGAUAUACUAACGACACGCGCACACACCGGGAGACCCGCGCGGAGAGGGGGAUCGCUAUGGCGACGUUAGGACCGGAGUCCGCUCGUCCUCCUCUUUCCCAGCUCGGUUCUUCCCCGUCUAUCCAGACUCACAUCGGAGGCGCCAACCUGCCUCCUAACCGGGGCUUGGAGCGCGCUCUCGAGGAGGCGGCAGCCAGCGGGGUGCUCAAUCUGAGCUCCCGUAAACUGAAGGAGUUCCCGCGGACCGCCACCAAUCACGACCUAACGGACACCGUGGAAGCAGGUACGAGCCGCAGGGACCGGGGUGCGUGAGCACUCGACCCACAAUUUUCUGUACUUUAAAGAACUCUUGUGAUCCGCAGCGGAACGGAGAGAAGCCGGUGGAAAUUGACUCAUUAUGGUUAAGAUCAGCUACGAUCGGCGGAUACGGCCUUUUAGUAGCCGUUCCGGAUGCGGUGGAAAUUGGGGGUUAAGACAGUGAAGGUAUUUCUGUCAUAUUCAGGAGGGUCCGUGCUUAUUCUGCGAGGCAGACAGAAAAGGACCAUAAUCCUGCUUGUUUGGGAGAGUCCCGGUGUCUGAUGUUUUCAGUGUGUGAGAGCUAAAGUCUAAAACCUCCUGAUCCGGAUGCUCAGUUGUGUGUAAACCCCCCUCUGAUAGGGGUCUCCUGUCUGUGCUGUCACCGUGUCUGGGUUUGGGUCCUGCACAUGUGGAAGGAGGUGGUGUGUUUCCAGGUUGCAGUGAGUGUUUUCAGGAUGUCUCUGUGGAGUGGGCCUGCAGUGGAAUUCCCCCACACUUCCCUGUAUUAAUCCAUUUAGAGAUGUAAACAGGCUGGCGGACUCAGGAGGGACUCAGAUCUCUCAGUGUGUGGAUUUCACCUGUGCUUGCUCUGAUUGGUUUAGACAGGUUCAGAUGAGCUGAGGUACUCCAGUUAUAGUGAAUCGGCUGGUUACGUAAUUUAGCAUCAUUCUUUAAAGCUCCUGUCAGGAGGUUUUUAUGUUAAUGAAGUGGACUGAAAUUCAUAUUAUUGCUUUUUCAUGACUUACACAAGCAAACAAGAUAAUCACAGAUACAAUCGAUGAUUUUUAUUUCCUCCUUUUUAAUGCAUGAAAUAAUGUGAGGGGAAAGAUUUAGCAUCCACAAUAAAUCAUACAUGUCUGUCAGAAGUCAACAGGAUGAGAUUUCUCUGAGAUUAGCUUGUGAAGAUGGAGAUAAACAUGACUGCUUAGUCCACAGGAGGCGCCACAGUUGACCCAAACCUCAUAGGAGCUUUAAAGCUCACCAGUGUUUGCAUAUUUACCAUCAUAGAGAUCCCUGUUAUCCCAUUAUCCUUUAAAAAUAAAAGCACUCUUUUGCAUCUUGAAGGGAUAUGCCGACGUAAAAUUAAGUUAGGGUCAAACUAUGGCUGGGACCCAUUAUGUGCUGUUGAUUAAGUUAGGUGCUGUUCUGAGCAUUAUUUGUGGCUAUAGAGUGGCGUUUUGGUUGAGGUUUGUUUAUGGCUCCUCAGACCGCUUUGUAUUGCUACCGUGCGUCAUUACUAAAGUUGGUAUAACUAGAGAAGCAAAUGGUUGGCAACAUUUAUCUCGAGGGGAUGUCUAACUCGGUGUUACGGUGUGUUUGACCCUAAAUUAACUUUACGCCGGAAUAUCCCUUUAAAUGGCAGCAAAUUAAAUCUGUCACAGUCACUGGAUCAUGUUUUUUAAAGGGCGUCAGUUAUUUAGUUGGUGCUGUUUGUUUAGAGAUGAGAUUAUCUUCCAAAACUGUGAUUUAUAAUACUCUCCAUUACCUUUUUUGUUGCCUUACCCUUCAGUUACUUUCUCCCUCUUCUUCUUUAGUUACAGUCAGUCCUCGUUCAUGCUGCAGUUGUACUGUAGAGUCUCAGUGACGUCAUGGUGCUGAACUUCACUUUGUUUCUACACUGGAAAAGAAAAGGUGUCUUAUAUAAGCUGCAGGGAGGCUCACUGUUACAGGAACACACUCAGCAGAUACAGACACAGAUACAGAGCACUGCUGCAGGGUUACCUGAGUCUGGAUCUCACCUGCUGACACCUGCUGCUGCUGACAGACAUUUCCCUCUGCUGAAAACAGAGUUCAUCUCAGAGCUUGUAUCCAUAUAUUGCGCUUGAUCUCACAUCUGUUGUUGGUCUUGUUCUGUGCAGGUUUUCUGAUCGAAUCAAAUCCGGGCUGCUGCGUAUUUAUAUUCUGCUUCGGUUUCUGUCUCCUCUCAUGAAACCAUCCCUCUUGCUCUGCCGCAUGCUUUCAGGUCUGUCGCAGGUUUGUUUUUGGUUAUUGUGUCACAGUUUGCAUGGAGUCCAGCUCAGCGUCAGGCUGCUGAGCACCAGGAGCUGUGACAUGAACUCUGCACAUUGAAAUCUCCGUAUUCAGUGUGAAUAGAAACAUGCAGAGAUGCAGAGUCCUGCAGCUCUGUGGCUGUUUCUAUUUCAAUCUGACCUACACGCUUACAUGUUCACUGGACUCGGUGUUUGAGGCUUUUGUUAUCCAGUGAGGGAUUUGAUCUGCAGAUUUCUAAAAGUAUCUGAUCUUUUUGUUAUUUAAUGUAGGAUUUGGUCUGAAUUUCCAAGAACUGUGGAUUUGAUAUGAACUGAAUAACAGUGAGAAUUUAACCAUGCAUAUCACUUCCUGUAAUCUACUGGGACUAGCUUGAUAAAAAAAAACCACAAACCAUGUGAUGAGAGAGCUUAAUGUGUGCAUCCUGGACCUGGGCUGAUCCCUCUGAUUGUCAGUCCUGCAGACUCAGACAUGACUCAGACUUUUGUCAGUGAAAUCUUUCUGCUUCUGUUUUUUGGCGGUGAAGCAAAUAAUCAGAUCGCAGGACAUGCAAUUCCAGUUAUAUGACCUGAAACAUGUCAUGCUGUCAUUGUUUCCUUGUAGUCCUAGUUUACUUUAGGAUAGACAUCUACCUGCAAUCUUAUCUGCUGAUGGCUGUGCAGAGAGUGUCUGUAUCUGUGCGUGACAUGACUGUUUAAUGUAAACAUGCAUGUGAGCUGUUAUGCUGCUACAUUCACAGGUACAUGGAAAAUGCUCAUUUAUAGGCCUGUUGUUUGACUUGUCCCAGGGCUAGUUAAGGUUUGAGGCAUACAUACAUAGUGUAUGUGGAUGUAGUCUCAGUGGCGUACUAAUCCAUUUGUUCCAAAGCCCAGUUUUAAGGCCGUUUGCCAUCAGCACCAUGCUGGAAAUGGUGACACAACCUAACUUGUGAUCGUCCUAUUAUGAGGCAAAGAGGCGGGCCUUUAGCCCCCUUGCCAACAGCUACAUAGUGGUCGCCUGUAGGUCAAGUCAACCAUGCUCCUUAUUCACCAAAACAUUUUUAGGUAAAGAUAGGGCUGGGCGAUAAAAUGAUAAUGCCAUAUCGAAAAUUAAUUUCCCUCAAUAUCAAUAUAAAACUUGGUCAAUAUGCUUUUCAGUAGUCAGCAUUCUGCCAUGUUUUGGUAGACUAUAUGAAUAGCCAAUGAAAAGGAGAUUUGCUCCAGGUCCACUUCGCGCUGAACCAAUCAUGUGAGCUAGAACCAGCAAACAACUGCGUAUUAGCAGGCUGUAGCUACACGCAACUGUAGCAUCUUAACACGUGAAGCUGACAGCACUGUUGGUGAGAAAAAAAGGAAAUGAGUGCAGAAAUGUAGAUGAAGGCUCAACAGAUGAUGACAUUGUUGACAACACUGGCACGAAAACGUUAGUGGUGUGGAGGUAUUUUGGUUUUUUGAGGUCGGACAUGAAGCAGAGUAAUGUGCACUGCAAAUUAUGUCGAGUACAUGUUCUCACAAAGUUGGUAUACCUCAAAUCUUUUUCACCACCUGAAGCAGUGCCACGCGGCAGAGCAUGGGCAAUGCUAAAGGUUACAAACCCCAAGCCCAUGGCACCUGUGCAGCAGGAACAGCCGACCAUUCAGUCCUCUUUCUCAAGCGCAACACCUUACGACAAAACUUUGAAGAGACACAAAGACCUCACAGAUGCAGUAGCUUAUUGUAUGGCAAAAGACAUGCUGUUAAAGUUAAUUUUUUAUACCGUGAUAUAUAUUGACUAAUAUGAAAAAAAUAUAUAUCGUGACAAACUUUUUUCCAUAUCGCCCAGCCCUAGGUAAACAUUAUCUGAUCACAGAUUAUUGAAAUAAUGUGAAUCAGAGCAGAAAUCAGACUGAUGCAUAUAUCUUUAAACUGACCGUCUGUGUUAAUCAGCUGUGCAUCACAGUGUGUGUCUGUCACAGAGUUAACCUGUUGCCCUGAGACCUUUGAACUGUCCUGUUUCUGUUUCUGAGUUUAAAUCUGAUCACACCAGAGUCAGAUCAGCCCCCAUUAUGUUAGAUCACACAGAGCAGUGAGUCACUGUGACACACACACUCUUACACACACUAACACACAUACACCCUCGGUGGUUGGUUGUAGCCCUCUAUCAGCAGCAGACGUGUCUGAACCUGCAGUGUAACAAACUGGAGCUUCCUGUGACUGAUAGAGGCGUCAGGCUGCAAAAGAGGCAGAAAAUGAGGUUUCUCUGCCGUUACAAGAUAAAGACAUGUUUUUGGAAACACAUGGAAACAAAAGUCUGACUUUACAUUAUUUCAUUUUAGAAAAGAUUACAUAUUUUCAGACUUUUUUUUUUUGCAUUAAGUUCAUCCAUGUUUGAUUCUUUCUCAACUCUGUAGGGAAUCGAUUCUUGAAAAUGCUCAGAUCUUUACCAUCUGGUCAGCUGAUUUUGUUACUGAUAUUGUUAGCACAACAACAUCGUUACGUCGCAGCAUUAACCAAAAUUUUUAACAAUCACUGAAGGUAAAACCAGCCCACUUUAUUUAGGUAUAUUCAGUGGGAAAACCACCUUAUUAUCGGGUCUAUAUGAUAGUUGUUAGCUUGUGUGUAACCGCUGAUGUAUUGUACAGAGUUGAUUUAUGUCACUUGGUCUGUAAAUCCCCCCAAAAAGUUUCUGAGAGUCCCAGGAUUUAACAACUUAAAUAUGACUACAAAGUUUAAAACUAUAAGAGCCCAAAGAUAUACAAGCCUUAGUUUUUCCUUAGUUUCCCCUCAAGGUACAUAAAGAUGUCUGAAAACUGUGACUCAGACUGUUAAAUCCUCAAACCUGACAGCUGAGUACAAGUCAGGUCAGACAACUCAUCUCAUAUCUGAGAGUGAGUUUUCUCAAUAUAACACAUCGUCUGCUGCUGAACAAUCAAAAUAAUCUGAAAAAGCUCCAAGUUGGUCUUUAAUUUUCUUAUCAGCACCAGCGUCAGGUACCUCUCGCCAACUUUCUACCACCAAACAGAAACCUUUGACUAAGAUAAAGCUUCUUCAUUACAGAUAAUGAAACUGAUGUUAUUUGGAGUUUUAGGGGAUUUUAGCUGAUAUCAUCAAGAUGAGGACGGUGGAGGAGAGGAAAUCUAACUGACCUAACUGGUCAGUCGGCUCUCACGCUGCUGUUAUGGUGGUAUCAACUUAAACAGAAGAGAAACUGUGUAUGCUGAGGUUUCACAGGGAAACAGGGUUUAAUUUCAGCUUCUGUCACAGAGGACUCUCAGAGUUUUAAUGAAACUCAAUUACACUUAACAUGAAAGACUGUAAUAUAAUCAUGGUUAGACACAGUUUAACUUAAGUGGGAUGAAGAUGGAGUUUUGAAGAUGGUAAAACAGAUUCAGGAGGUGAUUUCCAAACCAGACCAGCUGAUCUGUUUGAGUUUACUGUCACAUAAACACAGAUCGUCAACUUAGCUAAUGAAUGAGAAACUGUUAGAGCGUGAUGUUUUGAAGCGAUACAGUAUUUCUUCUGCAGAAGCUGGACUCGUUUACUUUCUGUUCCUCUGCUGUUUCAACCCAGAAACACGUUUGAGCUGAAGUUUUCUGCUCCACUCUGCAGCACAGACAGUAACUAUAGGAUUUUAAUUGUGUGGGUUUAAAUAAACUGAAACUGUGAGUCUGUUUACAUGUGAAAUUGUGUCCAUCUGCAGCCCACGUUUGUGCCACAGACACAUUUCUGCAGAUUAUCAGCCUCUGUGAUUGUAUGAGUCAUAUCGACAGUAGCUACAUCCCCGUGAGUGUGUGUAUAUAUAGCAUGAGUGUGUGUGUGUGCGUUUAAGCAGUGCAGAAAGAGAUUACAUAAGACUGCAUGAUUUUAAAUCACUUUAAAAGCAUCUGUUGGAUAUUUCAGAUCAGAUAAAUCCUGAUAAAAAUAGAUUCUGAUCAGAACCUGCAGCUCUAACGUCACGUUAUAUCCUGACACUCUGCAGCUCAUAAUUUGAACUUCUAUGAUUUAUAUGAAAUAACUUAAAUCACUGCAGUGUGACUCUAUCAGUGAUCACAUACAGCUGUUAUUUUACUUUAUUUUUUUUGCAUUAAACAUAUAAAUAGUCCAUAUGAAGAAUGUAAAUCAAUUCUUAUGAGUGUCUUUGAAUCAAAUAACAACGAUAACACUGUUGUACAUGAAGAAAUAUGCAGGAGUACACGCACAAGAUUCCAGUCAGUGUCAAUAUGAUGAUUUCUUGUUGAUGUGAAGGUAUACCUGGUUAAUUUUAAAGAAGCUGCACAUUUUAAGAGGUUUUUAAACAUAGAAAUCAUAGAAAACAUUGAUCAUAAAUGUCAUUAAAGACAUUUUUGAACAACAGCUGAUGGGUUUUAAUCAGUAUCAAAACGUUGCUCACGUCUUUUUGGCCUUCUCUUGAUUUUUUUUAUUUAAUUUUUUAGUGAAACAGUUUUUUAAAAAUCUGUCUCUAUUUGGUUGAAAGUGUGAGGCAGAAUCGCUCAUUGCAGAGGAUACUGCAGGGACAUGUUAUCAGAUCUAAUUUUAAUGUGUGGAUGGAUUCAUAGUGUGAGCCUCAAGUGUGACACUCCUCCCAGUUUAACCACCCUCACUUCCUCUUCCUCACACACACACAUACAUACACACACACACACACACAAACAGGAAGCUGUGGAUUCUCAGGAAUGCUGUGUGGUGUUGGUCAGAGGAGGGUCUAUCCGCUCUACGUUUCCCGCCACACCUGAACGUCAUGACAGCUGGGACACACAAACACACACUCUUGCACACUAAAACACACGUACUGAGGACACUGACAUUAACCACAAAAACAGGAAUAAGAUGCUGCCACACAGAAAAUAACUGAAAAGAUGUCAAUAAUCACACAGAUCUGUUAAAAAGUCAUUAUUUACUUAACCUAACCCUGAUCCUGACCUUCAGCCAUAUAAAUCCCUUCUUAAAUAUUGACUCUUACCUUUACUGUCUCCAUCCAUGGAGGGUCAGUAAUAUGGGGGAGGGGCUGAGCUUCAUGCAUAGUGAAUGAAGCAGUAAAUGAAGCAGUUAAUGGAGAAGUAAAUGGUUUCUCACAGAGGAGUGAACAGUGUUAAAGACCAGGCUAGAGCUCAGUAGAGACAAAGGAAUCAAUAUGACCAGACGAGACAGGGUGAAGGUCGACGUCAGGCAUGUAAAGGUUAUUGCAAAAUAACAGAGGCAGCAGCUGCAUUCAAGCUCAGGUGAUCGGAAGUCAGAGGAUCAACAAAAUCAUGUAAGUAUAAGACAGUGUGUGAGUCAAUGCACCAAUCGAGUAGCAUAUAUUUUUGGCGAAACUAGCAAAAUUUCAGCAUUCAGGUUUGUAUUAUGAAUAUUUUUGUUCUUCCUGUUAUUAGCGUAAUACUCAGAUCUGCUGAGAGUCAAUAUAAAUGAACUGCUUUUAGAAAGGGAAUAAUGAUAUCAAAACAUGUCCUAUCUAAUAACACCAGCUCCAGUUUUGUUUGUAUACAUUGAAAUGGCAAUCCAGAGAAGAGCAAUGUGUCUCUUUUCUGGAACUUACUGCUAAAUCUGGGACAAAAAUGCUAAGAGCACAGUGCAGUUAAAUUAAAAAGCUUUACUUUCUGCUUAAGUAUUUAAAAAUGUCAAACUCUUCAAUGAUCAAAACUGAAAUUCCUCUGGAUGGUCUAUCUGUGCUGUUAUACAUGAUAUUGUACAUAUUUAUACCAUCCAAACAAGCUGGUAUAAACUGUGAAGCUUGUAUCACAUCUGUCAUAAACUGACUUCACUACAUAGUAGCAAUGACUAACCUGUGAGUAGAUUUCAGCUCUGUCAGGAUAAGAGUGCACAGUUCAGCUCUGAGCAGCAGAGAGAGGAGAUGCUAACAGCUCAUCUCCGUCAUGUUAAACAUGCAAAACUGGAGAAAACUGCACAGAGCUGUGAGGGUGCUGCUGCAUUUGAAAGUCCAAAGUCGUCUCGUCAACAACAGAUGUGACUUGAAAUGAGACCAUCUAAAAAAAGUUAUCUGUUCAUAAAUGUAUUUGAAACUCAGGUCAGUGUGAAUAUGGGCCUAAACAUGGUCUGCAGUGAGCUGAUCAGGACUGAGAUGUCAGGAGAGACAACAAACACACAACACUCCAACAAAUACAACACAUAAGAGUUUUUACGACUUCAAGUCUGCCCUCCUGUCCCUGAGGCUUCAGAAUAAGAGACUUUUUCUCUAAAGAGUGUUUGUGGUGAGCAUUAGAAACCACAUCCAGCAGUGGAUCUCGGUGUGGACUCUGGAGGAGGGUCGGGGUGUGAUUAUAAGGACACGGUGAGGUGGAGCACUGACCGCUGAGAUGUAGAGACAGGAAGUGACCGCUCCCCCUCCUCAUUGUUUCCAGGAGGCUGCAGCUCUGAUGGUUUCCUGUCAGGGAAACAAGAACCCCCCCCACCCCCUCAAAAACUGCAGAGCUGUGGAGUUACAGCUGCAGAGAAACAUCACAUACACAUGAAGACAUAUACAGUAUUAAUAACAAACCUGAGAGUCUGCAGCAGAGCGUAGAGCUCAGCGAGGUGGAGCUCAGCGGGUUUUAGGCUGAUGGGUCGAUAGUUUGUUCUUACGCAGUUUGAAAACAGGUAGAUUGGCUGUACUUUGGAGUAAGAAACAGAGAAACUGAACUGUGGAUGUUAAACAUCCAGACACAAAUGAAGCCAUCAUCUUUGAGAGAUCUUCAGGCUGAUUUUGGGCCUGACUCCCUUAAGACUGAAGUCAACAAAGACCCGAUCAUCAGACCAGUCUGAGGAUGAUCUUGUUUGAUCAUCUUGUGGUGUGAAGUGUGUUCAGGCAUGAAAUUAAUCGAAGCCGCUUCGACUUAAGACCAUCAAUAUUUAAGAUGUUCGAUAUUUACGGUCAGAUAUCCAGAUGGAGAGAGGAAUCUUGAGGAUCACUGAGACCUCUCUCUCUCAUUCUCUCGUUUUUUUAAAAUCGGUUAAGAUUGAAAGUUGUUUUAGUGUGUACGAAGUCUUUCAGAAGCCCUUUUCGCCUGUGUACAACAAAAUCUCCAAAAACUGGUGCAUGUCUGGACACUCCAAGUUUUCACCCUCUUUCCAGCAAGCUUCCUCUGGUAAACGUUCUGUAAGAAGUCAGAGUGAGUCUGUGGGUUUUAGUCCCUCUUUCUUUCCUGCGGGUGAAACUGUGUUUGAUCUUUGUAUGCCAGAUGAGGUCAUGACCUCACUGUAGGUCGCCUGAUCACAGUAGGUAGUUUCCUCUUUUCUCAACCUGACACCUCAAAGCGAGAGUGUGACCUUAGGUUGCUACACCGGUUACAUGCUGUUACCAUGGAGACGAUGCCACACAUUACAUCAUCACAUGUUCCCAAAACACUGCCCCACCGUAGGCUGAUAAUCUGUGUGUGUGCGUGUGUGAGUGUGAGAUGAGGUCACAUCUCGUGUGUGUGCCUAAAUUAGGAGUGUGUUUUUUUUCCUCUCUCUUUGUGUUUGCGAUCUGAGAUCAGAGCGACUGUGAGGCUGUGAUGUGGAGCAGAAAAUAGAAAUGGAAACACAAACGCACACAAACAGAUACACACUCAGAGCAGACUGUCUGUUGUUAACCUACAUCUAAACACUCAUUCGGCAGAACUGAAAUGAACAUGAAACAAGAAAAAAAGAGGAAAAAAACGUUUCGUGACACGAGGAGUGAAACUGUCUUUAGCCCGCGGACCUUCAAAAUCAAGUACAGUUUUAUUUCCAUUCUACUUAAUUUACUUGUAUCUAAUCUAAUUUAAUCUAAUUUGGCUUGAACACUGCAAUCAAGAUGGGCAAUGUCAGUCACAUGGCUCAUAACAUGUCAUGCUGGCACCACUUCCUGGCACACGUCUGACUGAAGCCAAUUUCUUCUAAACACAAAAAUACUCAACACAAAAUAAUAUUUAAAACAAAUGAUAUAAAUACCAGAAUUUUAAGUGUUGCAAUUAAUAUUGUAGAAAAGGGGAAAAAAGCUAUAUUACAUUGUUUUUCUAAUAUGGUGCAGCCCCGACAGUAUGCCUCUAUUUUUGAAGAAACUGGAUCCAGACACACUGAUCUUCUCAGUCUGAAUGUUGCAGAAAAUACAGAUUUUACUGCCAGUCUCACAAAGCGAGUGGAUUUUACUGUAACUAUAUACAUAUUCCUAUUCACUUUUAGAGUUGAUACCCCAAACAUAUCAAUAUUAUAUUUAAUACGACAGCAUUUUGGACCACUCUUGUCUUCUGUCCACCAUGAUCACUUCCUGACCACCUUUUGAUAUGCGUCACAUUAUUGUUUUGCAGGACACAAGGAACACAGUGGAAGGCAUAAGGAAACUGUUUAGCAUAAAGGCAAAUAGUGUUGACAUCUCAAACUAGCUAAAACCAGUUCCUGAUCUCGAACCAAAUCUUGAUUCCCAUCCACAAUCUGCAUCUACAUCAAGAAAGUCUAGAAACACUGCUGUAGAGAAGCUAUCUAAUCUGCAGAGUUAAAGCAGCUGGUUUGUCCAAACUGUAAACACAUAAAAAUAACCGUGCGUUUGUUCUCUUUUGGUUUGUUAUAUUUAGUAAGUAAAAGUUUACUCUGUGUGAUUACAGCCUUGUCUCCACCUGACUCACAUCAGAGUUAAUUUCUCUGAGCCUCCUCGAACCCGACAUUAACACACUGAUCCACAGUCACUGCUGUAAUUCACCUCUGGACUCAAAGACAUGGAUUUAUGGAUUUACGUCUGCCUCCUUACAUCCAUAAUCUCCUUUAAUUUGUGUUUGUCUUUAGUGGGAUUAGAUGGUGUUCUUACUCGUAAUCAAACACUGUAUUUUUACUCACAGAGGAGGUUAAAUAUCAGGAGUGCACAAAGCUCAGUCAGAAAUCUGCAGAAAUGACACUAGGAAGCAUUGAAUUUACAGCUGGCUGUGCAUCUACUGAAAAAAAUAUUACUACAAUAGCGAUGUUUUUAAAAAUAAUAAUGUCCAAACGAAGAUAUUUCUCCUCCUCUUCCUCUCUGUAUGAAGCUGUAGUUUUUCCUAAAUGUGAAACGUACAGUUUGAGUGUCCUGACAGACGCCAAAAUCCCUCUGAAUAAAUAAACAGGAGCACUCUCUCAUCCUCCAAAUGUAGGCCAGCACACACACACUUGCACACACACACACUCACACACACACACACACACACACACACACACCUCUAUCACCCACUUAAAUCCGCCUGGCAGCAUCCUGGCAUCCAAACAUCUCUCUCUCUCUCUCUCUCUCUCUCUCUCUCUCUCUCUCUCUCUCUCUCUCUCUCUCUCUCACUCACACACACACACACACAGCAGAAUCUGGUUCAGCAUCGAGCACACACACUUUCCAUACAGCUCUCCUCCUGCAGGCUAAUCCUAACACACCAUGAAGCUCACGCCAACACACAUUUGAGCACAUAUGUUCACAAACACACACAUAACAUUGUACAUACAUAAACACACUCACAUUAACACACAUACUUACAUAAACAAACACACACACACACAUUGAAUGCAGAUUAAACGAGCAGACAUGUGGAGGUUGAGGAUUUAGCUCUCAUAACUAAAUCUGUCAGAGUGUAAUCUAAGGAUUCAGCCUCACCUGCUCAGGUGUGACAUUAAAUCACACUGUGGGGGAAGCGUGUGUGUGUGUGUGUGUGUAUGCGGUUAAUAUUGAUGAAGCUUUAUUCCUGUGUGGGUGUUUCACUCUGUGCUCGCUGAUUGAAUAAACUUGUGUGUUUUGAUGUUUUUGACAAAUGUGAAAUCGGAGUCUAUCAGUAUGAAACUGUUCACCUCUUUGAAUAAAACUUGCUUUAAAUCUCUUCUCAACAUUCAGACAUUUACCAUCUUCUGCUACAGGAGCUGCUCAGUGAAGCAGAUUAAAUUCUAAUACAAACCUCAGUCUGGGUUACAUUACUUUAAGAAAGUGCAGACACCUCAAGAGAACAAGUAUUAAGAUUUAACUUUGUUUAAAAAGCUCUGAACUGGGAGCCCCUCCAGAAACUGCAGAUAUAAAUAAGCAUAAAGGUGUUCCACAAGGAUCUGUACUGGGUCCUAUCUCAUUUUAAACGAUUAAUGUAGUAGUGUUACCUUUUCUGAUACCGAUUUGUGCUUAAACAUUCCCAACGGCAUGCAUCUGAAAGACAGUAAGUAAAGGUUAUACAUUAGGGCUGGGAAGAUAUACUUUUCUCCCGAUUCGAUUCUUCUACGAUAUUUUGGAUGCCGAUUCGAUUAAAAUUGUGAUUCUACGAUAUUGUCGAUUGUCUCGAUUUUAGUCUGCAUUUGUGACACCAUUGAAACAGUUCAAUUAUUAGGAUUGUCUACUGACUAUUCCAGGAACCAUAUUUUCCCAAAAUGUAAACAUCAAAUGUAAGUCACUCUUACACUAGAAUUUACUGUUUGAAUUAUCUGAACCAAUAAAUCUUAAUUCUUAGCUAAUGUUAUCUUAACACACCUUCAAUUAAGGGCAGAUGUAAAAUGUUCCCUUUGUUACAUCAUUUACAGAGACCAAAUAUAAUUCCACCAUCAGACAGAAAUCAAUUCCUGUAACAAACAGAAAAAACCUCCAACAGAAACAAAAUCACUGUCUGAGUCUGUACCAGUCUCAGCCUACAGUCUGAGCCACAUUUCAAGGUUAAAGACUCUUUGAAGAUUUUUUGUUUUAUGUAUUAGCCAAUUAGAUUUUCCCCAAAGGGUGUAGCCCCUCCCCCCUACAGAAAGAAAAAUAGAUAUUUUGGUUUUUGACGACUUUAUUUUUCUGAAUCAAUUUCUCACAGACACACAAAUCCUGUUUGUGUUCAGUAGGGUGGUGCUGGUGUGUGUUUAAGUGUGUGUUUUUUGGAAGCGGGUGUCGUCCCCUGCAGCCCUGCCAGUGGCCACACACACACACACACACACACACCACAUCACAUCAUCACUAAAUUCAACAACAAGACCCCCACCACUGACCCACAUCUUUCUCUGCUGUCAGCAUAUCACCACUCUGUGUGUGUGUGUGUGUGUGUGUGUGUGUGUGUGUGUGUGUGUGUGUGUGUGUGUGUGUGUGUGUGUGUGUGUGUGUGUGUGUGGCAGGUUUCCAGUUUGAGGAAACUCCCCCUCUUUAAUCCCAUUACUCUCUCUGCCGCCUGCUCUCUCCCCUUUUCCUCGUUUUUCUAUCUCUCCAUAUUUAAUCUUGAUUUUUGUCGUCUGUCUCUCACGCCAGUUUUUCCUGUCCACUGUCUCUCCGUCUGUCUGAUAUCCUGUCAAACAUCUGUGUUUUUACCCCUAUAACACUGCUUUUUUACUGUUAGUACAGCUUGUCUCACUUGAAAUAGGAACAUUUGCAUAUAUCCACUCUGUUUGUUUUCACCGUCUUUGUUAUACCGUAUAUUAUUUAUAAAUAGACCAAUAAGAUGGCCAAUCUUUGUCUGUCUUAUGGUUGAAUUCUUUGAUGCUGAAUGAAAAUAAUUACUAAAAUGGGGUUAAAAUACCUCACAUUUGCACUACUUUAGUGAACGCACUCAGUGUAAAAUUAUCUCAGACCAGAUCCUCCUGAAGGAUUAUGUCUGAGUGAAUUUAAGGAUUAAUUUUCAGCGACUGAUUUAUGAUGGAAAAGUCAUUUGAAGGUUUUAAACGCAUGAAUUUAAGAGUAAAUGAGACUGAUUUUAAUAUUCAAACAUCUGCAAUCCAACACUUUAAAUAUUUGUCUAAAAUUAUGUUUGUUAUUAUAAGGAAAUCAAUAUUUAUGAUCAUGACCCUCUCAGCUGUCUGCUUUAUAAUCACCCCAACUCUCUAAACCUGUAAUCCACCGCUGUCUGCCGUCAGACGGUCACUAACACACACACUAAUACACACAGGCUUUGUUUCUAAUAAACAGCUGAUACAGACUCUGUUAGACCCACAGUAUCUCUCUGAGCAUCAGAGACCUGACCUGAGACUGGAGUCAGACUGAGUCUAAACCACAGACUGGAUUAAAUGUGGACUCAGUGUGAUGCUGCAGUCAUGUGCUCCUCCUUGGUCCCACUUUCUGAGUCAGGAGGUCGCUCUCCUGAUUCAUUCAGUUCAGAAAUAUGGAAAGAUACAGCAAUAUUUUCAUAUACAGAGCAGCCCUUAUUAUCACAACACCAGACAGUAUAAUCACAUAUCAUCAUGUCGCUCCCUUUUAAAGGUUAUGUCCUAUUUUGCUUGCCAUGUUGUUGCAGGAGCUGAAAGCAGAACGUUAAUGUAUUUCUGUACAUGUCCAACAUUUUAUCAACAUGUUCCUGUGUGAACGACUGAACUUGUUGGAUAAAGCUUCUCCUGAAUUGGAGGUUGUCUUAUUGGUUGGUGUUGACGACAUGUGGAUUUAAAACCCUCAGCAGUGUGAGACAGCUGAUGACCUUUCAGUGUUAUUAAUUCACACUUACUCUCACAGUCACACACCUGCACGUGGAAAGGUGAGGCGUAAACCUGCUGUUUCUGCUCUCCUGACUGACGCCUCUGACCUUUACUCCCUCAGCUUGAUGCUGACACUGAAACAUCUGUUGCUCUGUCCGUUUGAGGCAGGAUGUUGUGUUUUUUUCCCUGUUUUCAUAAGUUUUAAGAACAUAUCAAACAUGAGUAGAAAUAUUUUGUCACCGGUUCUGUUCAUAACCUUUAUGGACAGAAUUUCGAGGCGCAGCCGGGGGGUGGAAGGUCUCCACUUCGGCAGGCAGAGGAUCGCGUUGCUGCUUUUUGCAGAUGAUGUGGUUGUUCUAGCUUCGUCCAGUAGUGACAUUCAGCUCUUGCUGGUGCGGUUCGCGGCCGAGUGUGAAGCGGCUGGGACGCGAAUCAGCACCUCCAAGUACAAGGCCAUAGUCCUCAGUCGGAAAAAGGUAGAGUGCCUUCUCCAGGUCAGAGGGGUGGUCCUGCCUCAAGUGGAGGAGUUCAAGUAUCUCGGGAGCGGCGUCAACAGUAUUGCAGAUGCUUAACCAAUCAGUUGUGGUGAAGAAAGAGCUAAGCCAUAAGGCGAGACUCUCGAUUUACCGGUCGAUCUAUGUGCCGAUCCUCACCUAUGGCCAUGAACUUUGGGUAAUGACCGAAAGAACAAGAUUGCGGAUACAAGCGGCCGGAAUGGGUUUCUUUCACAGGGUGGCCGGGCUCAGCCUUAGUGAUAGAGUAAGGAGCUCGGACACUCGGGAGGCGCUCAGAGUAGAACCGCUGUUCCUCCAUGUCAAGGGGAGUCAGCUGAGGUGGCUUGGGAAUCUGGUUAGGAUGCCUUCUGUACGCCUCCCGUUAGAGGUGUUCCAGACAUGUCCCACCGGGAAGAGACCUCGUGGCCAGCCCAGGACCUGGUGGAGGGAUUAUAUCUCUCGCCUGGACUGGGAGCGCCUGGGAAUCCCCCCCGGGAGGAGCUGGUGGAAGUGGCUGAGGUGAGGGCCAUCUGGGCUUCCCUCUUGAAACUGCUGCCCCCGUAAACCGGACCCGGAUCAUACGUGCUGAAGUGCUUUUCUGCAGAGCAAGACAGUUUCGAAGUUUUAAUGCAACCAUGUGCAACUCACCAAGUUGACCUGACCUUUCUGUCCUCUGAACUGUGUUCAGAUGAAUCUGUCAGCAGAUAGUGUAACUGCACAAACAGACGGACAAUAGCUUUACUUUCAUUAUCACCACGGUUACAGUAAACAGCAGCUGCAGGGUCAAAGGUCAGGGAUUAUAAAACCAUGAUAGAGCAGAUCUCAGAGGAGAGUCAGGUCAGUGUUUAUCUCUGAUCUCUCUGUUGUAAGAAAAUCUAUAAAUGUGACUUGUCUGUAAUCUGGUCUGUUGACUUUGGGAAAGUGAACUGGAGGGAAUUUGAUGAAAAAAAACGAAAAUCAAUGAGCACAUGGAAAAAAGAUUUGUGCCAGCGAUGAGAUAUUUAAUAAUCCAGAACAUCAGGAGACAGAGUUCAGCAGGAGUUCAGAUCAACUCUCAGUCUGUCUGUCUGUCUGUUUAUAAACCAUCUCAGUCCCAUGUUGGUUAUUAUCCGUCUCAUUACAGCACUCAGGAGCCAAAACAAACUCAUUCACUGUGAUUCCAUGACAAUAAACAGGCUGAAAAGAUGCUGAAAUAACUACAUCAGGAUGGUGAUGUGGAGGAAAUCUGAAUUCAAGAUUUGUCAGGUCUGUCUGCUAAAAACGGUUAUUUUUUGAAUGGAGUUUGGUGGCAGUAAACUGAGGAUGUCAGGAGAGUCAGUGAAAAUAUGUUGUUUUAGGUUAGAUGACUGAUUUGUUAUCGAUGUUUAUGACCAUGUUGAGAAAUUUUGCAGAGAAGUAGCUUCAUUUUAACUUUGUAAAUGAAAACAAUGACGAACUGACUGAAUUACCAGAGGCCAGCUGUCAUUUCUGCUUGUUUACAUCCAGGUAGUAGAGUCUUAUAGCAUUACAGCUGCACUCCAGCAGCAUUAUUGGGGCCUAUGAUGAUAAAGUUUUCAUAAUGAGGUUAACUGAGAGAAAAUGUAGUGCAGCCUAAUGAGGGUGAUGAGGUUUUAAUGUUAAGUCAACUAAACAUGCACAUCCAGUGUCCACAGGGGGCGCUAAAUCCGCACAAACAUUACCCUCUUCACAGUAGCUUUAAUGGUAGCCUGCUGCAGAGGAAACUGAAGAAACUUUUCAGUCAGACUGAGAGAUUUCUGAGGUCAGCCCAGCUUUACGAACCUACGUACUGUAUAUUUAGACCUGUGUAUGUAUGUGUGUGUGCGUGUGUGACUGUGUGUGCUACUGUGUGUGUGUUUUGAGUGUAUUGUAAGGCUGUAGAUCCGUCGUUUGAUUCUUUGAUCUGACUGAUUUAACCUCUCAGACUCUCAAACAGCAUGAACACUAUCAGGUUUCUGCUCCUGCGUGUGUGUGUGUGUGUGUGUGUGUGUGUGUGUGUGUGUGUGUGUGUGUGUGUGUGUGUGUGUGUGUGUGUGUGUGUGUGUGCUGAAGGAGCAGACUGAUCUCUCUGGGUGUUCUCGUCCUACUUUCCCCUCAGUGCAGACAGAAAGUGGGGCGAUCGAGGCAGCGAUGAGUUAGUGAGGGAGUAGCAUGGUCGUCCUGUGAGUGUGUGAGGUAAAUACCUCUUUAAAAAAACACACACAGAUUGCUUUCUUUAUUUUUCUUUGUUUCUCUGUGUUUCUUCUGUGUGCUCCUUCAGCAGUACGAAGCCCCUCGGCUGCGGUUGUGUUGGCGCUCUGCUCUCUCUGAGCGUGGACGGGGAUUCGGUGGAUCUUGGUGGAUGUUGUUGGAUGUGUGGGAGGAUGUGGAGCUUGAAGUACUCGCUGUGUUAUGUAACUGUGAGUUCAAGUCGGAGAACAAAACAAAGAGUCAGAGAGUAAUGGAGCGAGGAAGAGGAGGAGGAACAAACUCUGAUUGUCUGAUGAAGCAUCAUUAUUCCUCCGUCCAUAUCCUGUUUGUUCCUGACUUUAUACAUUUGUAGAGUUUGCAAGUUCCUGCCUGAGACCAUUUGUGGGAAUCUGAGUCAUCUUGGUAGUUUCUGGGUUGCUCUGCUCUGUGCAUCAGUACCAGGAAUUCCUCUUAACUGCAGCAUCAGUCUGAAACCGAAACUAAAGUGCACAUUAUCUUCUGGUUUUAAUAUGUGAGAAAGGAGAAGCUGAUGCAAACAGAGUCGCUGGUUUUACGUCUACAGUUGUCUACGUGCAGUUAGUGCAUGCAUGCUUGGUGAUUUUGGUUCUUGUACUUUAGGAAACCAGGAAGAGGGGUAGCAGUAAAUAAAGACAGAAAAGAGUCUCUGGAGCGGUGAGUUCAGCUUCAAAGCUCUGCCAGAUGGAUCUCUCCAUGACACCAUAACUGUCUGCACUUACUGUUGAUAUAGCGCUGUGUGAUUAAACAAAUCUUGAUUUCAGUUUGGAUUAUUGCCCCAGGAUCAUAAAGAUAUGAUAAUGGAGGCUGACAAUCGCUGUAACGCCUGCUGUGUUUGCACUCGUGUUGUCCUAUAUGUCGAAGGAAGCUCAUCCUCCUUUUCUUCCGCUAAAUCAGGACAAGGGCUCAGCUCUCACUUUGACUCCAUCAUUAAGAGCUCAGAUGUACAACAACUGGGGCGCCACUGGCCUUCAGGUCCAAAUAAAGGGCGGGUUUGCUUUGAGCAGACAGUCCGGGUCUGAUCUAGCCCGGGGCUUCUUUCCUGAAUGUCACACCCCGCUCUCUCUCUAUCUCUCUGUUUCCUGCUCCAUCCACUGACCUCCUCUCUCUAAUAAAAACAGGGUUUACAUGCAGCUUGUAAGUUUAUGACACAAGGAAGUUACAGCUUGUGCAACAGCGGUACAAACUAUCAGACAGACACAGGUGGAGAGAGGAGAGCAGGGAGAGGAGCAGGAGGAGGCAGACAGAACUUUACAUUAGAUUUUUUCUUAAAUUACAUAUUACUCAGAUAAACAGAGAGGCAUGCUUUUAGGGCCGUCAAAACUGCUCCAAAAUGAGAUUUGAAUGUUCGUCCUGAAUAUAACACAUAUUAGGAUAUGUAGCUUACACGGCUUGCAUAGAACUUUCUCUUGCUCUGAACUUUUUCCGUCUACCAUUUCUGCCCAAAACCCAAAGAAUUUCCAAAUGGAGCUUCGGAGCUAAUGGAACUAAAGUUCGUUGAGGUCCAGACCACUCUCUCCAAGUUUGGCGCCGAACAUCUCGCUAUCUUUCUCUGCGUGUGCCAACCUAGCGACUAGAUUUAGCGACUUUUCAGACCCCCCUAGCGACUUAUUUUCAAAAGAGCGCCUUGCAACAAAUCUAGCGAAGUUUAGAGACUCUAACAUGAACGCAGGUAUCGAUGUUACUCUCUCAACGGGUAGCCGCUGUGCAUCAAAAACAAAGACACAGACACCCGGCGGAAGACUCCUCCUCCUCCUCCUCCUGAGGUUUGGGUGGGGUGAGGGGUCAGCGGUGGUGGGUUUGACUGAGAAAUUAUGCAAAUUAGGCAAUGACGUCAUCUAGAGACUUUUACGACAGCCACUAGCGAAUCUCCUUACUAAGGAGUUGGCAACACUGUGUGCCACAGACAUUUUUUUGACGAGUCUCGGUGCACUACAGUUACUUCGUUACAGUGCGCUCACUCACAAAGCGACCACAUUUUACUUACUUUUUUUUUUCCCAACUUGUUUUUUUCCCCCGCUGUUUAUUUGAUAAUCGAAUGGUAAUUUUCACAUUUGAAUCUUGUUUUUUUUUUUUUUUUUUUUUUUUUUUUACAUAUUCUAAUAUAAAUUAGAAUUUAGAAUAUUCGUUGACAGCCCUGCAUGCUUUAGUAAAUCAGAAAAGUAAAUCAGGUCUUUCAAAUAGCUCAGAAUAAUUUCUAUUUAAAGAGGUUUUAAAAUUCAGAUUUAAUGAGUCAUCGUUUUUAAUAAUCAUGAGUCAUCGUUUUUAACAACCAUGAUCUUAACAUAAUUAAAAUAACCAUGAUUGGGAUUUUUGCCAUAAUGGAGCAGCCCUACUGUUAAGUUUCCACCGCAGUACGCCAACUCUCACAUAUGCCAAGUUCACAGCUCACACAGAGAGUCCUCCUCCUGCUCCUCCUCCUCUUUGCCAAAGCUGUGAUGUGAGACACUGUGAGAGGAAAUAAUCUUUUUGAGUGAUGGAAAGUGUAACUGACCUAUCUUCUGUUGACAUGGUGAAAAUUCUCCCGGUUUGCGUUCACACGUGCUGCUCACUCUGACAAGUUUUCAGCUGUUUUUACCUGUGUGAACACAAACUGUCCUAACAUUAUUUGCCUGUGUGAGCAUGUGUCUGCCACAGACAGUGCUGAGAGGACAGUAGACUGUGGUGUCAGAGCGCCCUCUAAUGGAGGAGGAAUAACAUGAUGACACCAUUUUAAAACCACAUCUGCAUUGUUUUCUGCAGUAUAUGAUCCGUUAGAAGAAUUUUCUAUCUGUGCAUUAAAAAGACACUCUCCAUGGUAGGAGUGUGCAUUUGUGAGUGUGUGUGUAUAUGUGUGUGUUUGUAAAAAUAGAUCAUGAGUAGAAAUCAGAGUCUGCAGGAGAGAAACUCACAGAGGAGCUGAGAUUGUUCACUGAGCUCAAAUAAAUCGACUGCAGGACGAGGAAUGUUCCAGUAGCACCGGAAAACAAUUCAGAGAGAGCGUGUGUGUCUGUGUGUGUGUGUGUGUGUGUGUGUGUGUGUGAGUCCACGUUUGUGUGUGUCCUGCCUGCCAUCAACAGACCUUAUAAAGCAAAUCUUGUGUUUUAAUGGUUUUUUGGGAAUGUGUGUGUAUUGUGUGUGUGCAUAAAUGGCUUGUCCUCCCACAGGAAUCCUACAUGACCUAUUUCACAACCCACGUCCAUCUGCCACAACCACACACACACAUGCACACACACACACGCACACACAGAUUCUAUGUUUAGAUCUGGAAACACUUGCACAAUCUGCAAAUAUGCAUUUUUUUGCCACAGGGUAAACAUGAAACACACUGGUUCACACACACGUGCGCGUUUACUUAUUGUGCAGCCGUUGAUGCAUGCAGCUUCACACACACGCAUGUUUGCAUCCAUGAUGCUGCAUCCAUGCAGAAAGUGACACACAGCCAUUCUUGAACUUUCUGUCUCUUCUUCUUCUGCUGCUGUGUGUGGAUUUAAAGGUUAACAGAGUCAAGAAUAUGAAUAUUUUAUCAUAAAUUUAGGACUCUUCCUGUCUGGACAGAAAGGUUUUGUGCGUUAAAAAGCAGCACAGUUUCUAUUCUCCUCGUUUUUCAGUCCUCGAUGAUUUUACAGUUGACUUUUCAGACUAUUUCUGUCUGUGUGUUCCUCAUUUGAAAUAGAUGCUGAUAUGUUACAGCUGAUUUGUGGAGUUAUUUUGAAAUCUAAACAAGUAGCCCUGUCAGCUGGCUGCAGGGAGCUAUAAAUACUUUGUCUGUUUAAAAUCUACAAAACCAUGAUGGCAGUGUUUACCUCAGAGUGAUGGGAGACUUGCAAGGGGAGGGGAGGGGUAAAUCUUCAAGAAAUAAAAUCAUAAUCUUUGUUUCUGCACCUUAAACCCAUGUAGAAUACUUCUUUAUGUUUAGAAAACUGUUGUUGUUUUAUAGUUUGCACUAUAAAAUUGACAGUUUGUCCAGGAGAAACAUGGCAGCACCUGGGGAAGGACAUCAGGAAUGCAAGCAGGACACAAAUGAGAUGGAUCUGACACAUGAAGUUUGCAAGAAGUGAAAUAUAAAAAAAUAAAAUACUGUGUAAAUAAGACAAACGUAACAGAAAGAUAAAUGCUAAAUCAGCUAAGCGGUUAGAAAAAUUGCCACAUAUGGUAUUGCAAUAGUCACUGUAUUGCAAAAUGUCUAAAAUCACAUUAAUAUCGAAUCGUGGCCCAAGUAUCGUGAUCAUAUCGUAUCGUGGCCGAAGUAUCGUGAUCAUAUCGUAUCGUGGGGCCUUGUGAUUCCCCCCCUAAGUAUUCGCUGUGAUCUAUAUGACUUUGGUAAGAUCAGAUGCAGUGAAGAAAUCUGUAUUUUUGGACUCAAAUGGAUCUCGAUUUUGGAUGUUAGAGGACUUUAGACAAAGUUUGAUGACAGACACGUCUUCAUCUUUUCCUCAAUAUUAUCUCUUGUCUUCAUCCUGGAUGAAAUAAUACCUAGUUGAGUCAAGGUUAAGUUCAGGGGAAAAAUGCAGCUGUAUGGGUUCAGACAUGCAGCUCCAUGAUGAAACGUCAGGAAUUUAACAGUAGUCUAUGUGCGAAUUCAUGCAAGACUGCAGGAUUUUAAAGGAAACAUGAAUAUCAAACCUAGAAUCUGUCCUCUGUUUAGCCAGGUGACUGCUUCUGGAGUUUAAAGUCUCCUUUCAGGUAACCACCUGAUAAGCAGAGAAGAAAGUCUGUAAUUAUAACCCUGAUAUGCUCUGACCUCUAUCUGUUAUCUUAUUUAUCAUGAUGAGUGUGAUUGAAUCUCAUAACACAUAGAUUCAAAGUGGAGCAGUGGCUCCUCUGUUUGCACUCUGUGUUCUGCACACAGGGUCAGAGUUACACAGCAGUUAAUAUAGCGCUGCUCCUUUAGUUUUCUCCUACCCCUGAGUGUGUGUGUCUGUGUGUGUACGUGUGUGUGUGUGGUGUAAAGAAGCUUGUUAUUACUGUACUGCAGGGAGGAGUCUCGCCUUUUCCUGCACCACCAAAGGAUGCAGCUGCAACACAUGCCCACGAAAAAACACACUCAGAGGAAACUCUCAGCAUCUUCAGCCAAUUACAGAGAUGCAUGAAAAGAUAGUUUCAGCUUCCAUUGAUGUCAAUUAGCAUUUUUAUUCCAAUGUUUUCUGAUAUUUUGUCACAUUUUGGUCAUUUUUGUGCAGAAAUGUGAAGAAGUUUUCCAUUUUGAGGAGAAACUGCAGCUUCAGGACAUUUUGUAGAAGAAAAAAGAAACUCUCUUGAGUAUUUUUGAGGCUAUAAUCAACGUUUAUUUAGUUCCUGAUCAGCAGGUUAACAGAUAACUCUGUGUCUGUGUUGCUUCAAAUCAAACAGAAGUGACUGUGAACGUAUUGUCUUAAUGAUAAAUCAGUCUUUUGUUUCCUCUUCCUCUUGUCGGUCUCUUUUCCUUCCUCCUCCUCCUCCUCCUCCUCCUCUUCCUCCCCCUCCUCCUCCCUCCGUGUGUCCAGAUGACAGAGCUGAGUGUGUUAAUGAGUGGGCAGAAAACAUUUUUGUGUCUCGGCUGCUCAGCCUCCACAUUCCUGCUCUGAGUCCAUCAGACCGUUGCUCCAUCAGACGUCUCUGAACAAUGUCACGUGUCUGUGUGUCUCUGAACAAACCAGAAAACCUCUAAACUAAUUCAUGAAUCAGUGUCGUGACAGAUUUCUACAAUCUCACCUGCAUGACACCGUUGUUAGAUCCACACUGUGGCGUCAGAUGGAUGCUGUUCUCUGGCUGCUCGGUCCGUCCUUGUAAACUAGUCUGGGGUUCUGACUGAUCCUUUCAGCUGCUCACUCUGCAGUAAUCACGAAUAGUGAGAUCUCACUUUCAAGCUUCAUAUACAAAUAAACACAGAGCCUGUUUACCAUCAUUAGCCCCUGAUAAAGAUGACUGUCAGUGAAGCACGGUGAGCACAGGAAGAACUCGGAUUGGUGGUAAUGAGGGGCAGACGAUUAUGGACUGCUCUGAUUUUUUGUUACAUUAACUUUGAUCAUGAAGCUUGAUGUUCCUCUAAGGUUUCGCGGUUCAUUAUUGAACUAAGCAAACAGACUGGAUACUCUGUUAGAGUGACAUUUACAAAUUAAAAUCGGCCAAAAGACGCACGUCAUGUAACUUAUUUCAUUACUGCAGCAGACCAACCGCUUGACAAUCACAUCUCAUGCGUGUGUUAUUAAAGCAUGUGGAGGUCAUGCAUUAUAUCAGGUUGUGCAAACAGUAAAGAUAGAUCAGAUUGUGAGUGGAAAAAGGGACGCAGACUGGCUCUGGUUCAGCUCCUUAACUCUCUGAUUGUUCUUGUAGCGACUGCUUUCCUUCAACAAAAAAGCCGCUGGGGUUUCGGUGCGCUUGCGUCUGUGAGUCGUUCAAUUAUCAGUCCAGUUUGAGUGUCAAAAAGUGGCUUAUUGUUCCAAAAAAUAAAAAAACCUACACUGAUCCAGGUCCAAAACUUUUGCCUUUGAAUGAAAAAGUGAUAUGAUGAAAUGAGGUUAAAACAGGAUGAGUGAAACGGUCAACAGAAAACCAUUGUCUGACUACACCGGGGAGAUUUAAAUAACCCGCUAAACAUCCCAAAACCACACACCUCAGUGCUGAUCCCUGGAAAUGAUGUACCUGGUAGAAAUCAUGUGCUACAGUUCUCAUUUUGGCUGUAAUUUGGUGAGUUUAGAUUCUCUUCUCAGAUCACUUGCUAAAAAAAACACUUUAUGUGACAUAAAAUACCUGCAGUGUUCAAUAUAAUCAACUACUGCUCUAGAAAACUUGGCAACCAAGAAGAAUAAGUAGUCUUGAAACCCCUGGAGUAGACACACUAAGGCAUUAAAGUUGAUUCUGGUUCAGAUAACAUCAGACACAGGGUGAUGUUAAACUCAGCACUCUUUCUGUCCGACUCAGCUCUUCCUCCAGAUGUUUUAAAAUGAUGACAUUUGGAUUACUGGAAGGCUUUUAAUGUGAAACAUCUGUGCAGGAAGUCCAGAAGUGGUGGGACUUUCUUUUUCGGUGGUGGGACUCUUCUUGUCUGCGAGCCUUUUUUUCUUCUUCUUCAUUUGGUGAUGACUGUUAGAGAAGAGAAAGUUUGUUUCUCCAAAUGCUGCUUCUUAAAACAUUGAACUGACUCAGGGCAUGUUUAGUCAUUUCAUUUUGUUUUUUAUCUACAAGCACAAACAGCUGCUGUUCUCUCUCAGCAGGGAAACAGAGAAAUACAAACAUGUAGGUUUAUCCAAAACAACAGCCUGACUACAGAAACAAAACUCACCUCUACAGAAAUAGAAGAGGUUAAAGAGCAGACAGUUCAUCUGAUGCAUAGACUUCUUUUUGCACCCAUAAUCCCAGCAUGCACCUGUUCUUUUAACCUCUUGAUCCUGCAGAUUAAACUCAUAUCUCUUCAUGCACUUUCAUUUAUUUCCUCUGCAGAGUUUUGUCUCCUGAUCUGAGUCCGAGUUCAGGUGCAGAAACCUCCUCCGCCACUCUCUUUAUCUCUGCGUCUUCCCGUAAAAAGUCAAAGGUCACAUGUUAGUAACAAUACACAGUGCCACCUUUGACCCUGAUGAGGUCACUUCCUGUUUCUUAAGGGUGGGAGUGUUGUUAUUAACACAGGAAGCUCCACGCCCGCCUGUUUCACAGGGGUGAGAGUGUUUACAGUCUCAGGACUUUCUGCACCCACAUGCUCACACACACAGAGGUCAGUCUGAGGCUGGACCACAAACAUCAACAGCGUUUAUUUGUACACCCAUAUUUUCAUGCAGAGUUAUUUUAUGAGCUAUAGAAAUUUAAGAUCAUCUCAGAGACUUUUACAAAUUGCAACUCCAUGACAGCAUGGACACAAAGUCUCACCAUCCUUAGUUCUCUCUGCUUUCACUCUGCAGCUGCGUAAUGUUGGUGUCCCAGUGUGCCGUUACAUCUCUGAAUCUCUCUGUAGACAUGCAGUAACGUGGUUCAACUUCAGGAUAAAAUCUCCUCCAGGUUGUUUUUUAUCAGCCGCUGACGAUCUCCAACGUCUCUCUGAAAACUCCAAAUCCACGCUCCGCAGCUCCUCCUGUUCCUCUGCAUGUCGGAACAAGUGAGGUGGAGGAAAUCUGUCCUCAAACUCUCACAGUAACUCACAUCAGAUCCUCUGAAACGUGUCAGAGAGGCAUGGAGAUGAUUUACUGUAAGAACGCCCCGAGGUCAGAGGUCAGAGGAGAGUGUGGGUUACCAGUUUGAAUUCAGGACAGACUGAGAGACGGGACUGGUUUCAAACUGUGCAAUAGUUCACUGUUGUUUCCAAGAUACAUGUUUGUAAUAUGGGAGAUAAACUGACUUUAAAGGGAUAUUUCAGUGUUUUUGGAGUGAGAUUGUAUGAGUUAAAUUUUAACAGUAAACGUUUUAACCAUAGACUGUAUAUAGAAUGGACAGCGUCUGCUUCCUUGCUGGGUGAUGCCACUCUGAGAACAGCACCCUCUGGUGACGGGCUGCAGUAUAGGUCAUACAGCCUGUGGUUGUACGAAGAUUGCGUAGCUCACCCAGGGGAUACGCUGUUUGAGCCGAGCGUCAUCACAGUGACUCUCGGCGACUCUCCCGUCGAAUGCUUACAACACUACUGCGCAAUGUUGGUUUCAGGAAAUGGAGAGAAAACGCAGAAUUAGAGCUUUUCGUCUUCAAAUCUGUAUACAGGUGGAAGGUGGAACCAAGUUGUCCAUAGUAUAUACAGUCUAUGGUUUUAACCCUGUAGAAUAAGCCUCAUGCUAAUAGCACAAAAACAAAUGAUAAAGAGCUGACAUGUUUCUCAGUAGAGCGUACACUUUAACCAAGAUGAAUAUUCGGGUCGGAGUCUCUUAAUUGGUUAAAACACUUCUUAGUGACAUGUGACCUACUAUACAUCAGAAAUACUGAAAUAUCCCUUUAAUGUGGAUGGAUUUUUUCAGCGUGAAUGAACACGUCUGUGACCGAAAAUAUGAUGUUAGGUACAUCAUACAGGCUCGGUCAGCGACAGCAAUGACCCAGUAUGAGUGUGUGUGUGUGUGUUAAUGACCUGAGGCGUGUAUCAUGUUAUCACAAGUAGAAGAGUUUGAGUGUGUUCAGACAGAGGUGUGUCUGAGUGGACGGCAGCCUUUAAAAUCAUCAUUCUUCUUCUUUUAUUUAAAUAUUCAUCAUUUAUUUCUCUUUAAGUGUGUCUGUGAGGAAGAUGAAAGCGGGUAAUGAAGCCUGGGUGAUAUUUUUAACACUCACAAUGAUGUUGAACGUGCUCUUUGUUGUGUUCACAGGAUGAUCAGACUGACUCUUUGUUUCUCAGUCUCUCUGUUUAGCAGCACUUCCUGUGACUCAGCAUCCCAUGAUGCACUGCUACGUGUGUUUCUGAUGCUCACACCCGGGACACGUCUUUUUUCCCCCGGAAAAAAAAUUUGCCUCUGAAUAUUUCGUAAUUUCGCGUCAUACAUUUGUGUUGUCCUGGUGUGUAAGGGCCUUUAUUCUUAAAUUUGGAAAAGAAAAAGAUUUUUGAACAUAAACAUCGAUUUAAAAAUCGUAAAACAAAAAAUACUUAUGUGAAUCGAUUUUUUCUCCCACCCCUAGAUUGUAAAGUCAGUGCUCACAGUGAUGUCUUUUAGCAUUUAAUGCAACAUUCAAGUGCUGCAGGAAAAACGAGCGUUCAUCCUUGACUUCAUGACCUCAAAAUAACAGAUUUUGUAAAGUUACCGCACACAUUUAAACUUUCCAGCUCCCUCUGUUUUGGUCCCUGAUGUUGUUGCUGUGCAGCUCAGUGAGGUGUUUGUGUCCUGAUGAGGAAGGAAACGUCUCAUAUACGAGUAUUUUUGUGCUGUAGAUGAGAAUCACUGCAGCUGGGUAAAGGUGGAGUUAACGACAGCUCCAUUCAGCACCUUCUCUGUGAAUUUAAAACAUUAUAAUCAGAGUUUCAGGCUUUAAACAGAAACAGCCGAGCGUUUCCCUCCUCCUGCAUUCAGAGGAAGCAGACUGUUAACUGAAGUGUUUAAAGAGCGCAGCCUCUCCGAACAUUGUGCUCUGAUUGUUCUCACAUUUCUCUGCCUUAUUUGGUCGCUCCGAGCCGUGGGCAUGUUGUUGUUGUUGCAGAGUCACAGGAAGUGAUGUCAUCAGUCCUGGCUGUAAGUGGUUCACCUCUGACCCUUAAAAAAAUAACUUCCCCCCCUGUCUGGGUACAGAUUAAGUAUCCUCUUCUUAUCCAAUCUUCAGUGUUCAUGUCGGCAGCAGCAGCUCCUCCUUCAGGUUUCUGAUCACCUGCUUUGUCUCUGCUGCAGGUGGAGUCGUCUGCGUUUGUCGCUUUGUUCGUUUGUGUUGGCGUCAUGCAAAUUCCUGCGGCGCACCGACGUGUUCGAGAGAAUUUGGUGUAAAAACAUGGUGAUGAUAUAACCAAAUAUCUGAGACUCUUUAUUAUCAGAUAAAUAGAAACAGGAGAUGUUGGCAGCGUAGGAGAACAACAUCACCCCUACAUCAACCAGCAGGCGGUUGAAUUGCAUUACAGCCAGGCCUGGUUAAAUAAUAUAAUAGUUGUAUCUCUUAAACUGUCUGUUUCAUAAUAAGUCAUGAACUGAUCUUCUUCUUUUCCUCUCUGCAGAUCUGUCCAAAAACAGGCUGACGGACGUCCCCUCAGAGGUCACUCACCUGGUUGCCUUGGAAACACUAAACUUGUAUCACAACUGCAUCAGGACCAUCCCAGACAGUCUGAUCGGCCUGCAGUCCCUCACAUCCUUAAACCUCAGGUACACAGAUAUGGUCCUUCUGUCUCAGUGUGUGUUGUCUCUGCUGAAAGGUUGAGUUUGUUGUGUAUUUUAUGAAAUUUGAACACCUCUUUAAGGAUAGAUGUUACAAAUUAGCACAGGUUAUAAAUGUCUUAGUGCCGUCAGUUCACCUGCUCACACCUGCCCCUGUACAAAUCUACAUGAAAGAAUAAUAACAGUGAGUAUUAAGCUUAUGAUGCACUUAUGAUGAGUAAGGGAUAUUGUUAUUCUGCUCUAGAUGUUUUUGUCUGAUCUGAUAGUUCCUUCUUCAUUUCUCACUCUGAAUUAUCUGCCUAAAUUCCUCAGAAAUCAUUACAGUUAUUUCCUCUGUGUCUGGAUAAAACUGGCAGCAAAUCGCUUCAUGUCUGUGAUUGUUCCCAGAUAUUUAACACUUCAUGCUCACAGUAACUCUGGGUUCAUUUAUCAGGAUGCUAACCGGCUUCAUGAGACUGUUUAGUGUGAUCUCCUCAGUCAGGUUCAGAGAGGACGGAUCACUACAAGAUACCUGAGGUUUCUUAAACUCAUAACAGAGCACACAGACCCAAGAGACCUUUUCUUACCACAGCAUCUCGUUUGUUAACCUGCUGAAAAAGAUUGAGAUUAAAAGUACAACACUCAUAACACAACUCAAACUAAGAGCCAGUUAACUUAUGUUUGUCUGUUUGUAAGAAUAUGUAUCUAUUUUACUUCAUGAGUUUUUAUUUUUGCUCUUUUUUUAAUGAAUGAAAGUAUUUGUGAGUAUUUCAGACUGAAUGAUAGUGACAAAGCUGAAAUAAAAACAGCGUGUGUGUCCUUUAAAAUGAGCAGACUGUAAGUGUAUUUCUAUGUCACGGUCACAGCACUUUACUCUUUUUCUCUGCUCGCUGAGCUGUCCGACAACUUUGUGAGUCACUGCGUGUGUGUGUGUGUUACAUGUUUCUGUGGUAACUAACAGUUGACCGAGUGUGUGUCGAUACUUUGCAGCUCACACGCCUGGAUCACUACUACAGGAUACGCUCACACACACUCACACCUGAGGUUGACCUUCACACACACAGGCACACGCACACACACUCGGUCUCUGGCUGUGUGUAAAGGUCAGGUUGUUUCUCAGCAGGUGAAUCUUUUCUGCUCCUUUGAUUAAAACCUGAAACCUCAGACACUUCUUGUUUAAAUCUGGUCGUUUUAUGUUUUUUAUUUUAAUUAUCUUCAAAUCUGGAGUUAAAUUUGCUCAUAUUUAAAAAAAAAUGCACAAAUAAAUCAGCUCAAUCGAUCAGAUUUAUAACAUUUUUCUCACUUAAAAUAAUCUCAGAUAGACUCAAUCAGAUAUUCAGUCAAAAGGAGUUGUUAUUGUCCCUUUAUUCUUUCGUUUUAUCAUGAUUUUAAGCGCAUGCAUAUGAGGACAAAUACUGUAAAUGUUCUGAUGGUAUAAAAAUAAAUAACACUGUUACUGUCUGAGUGCUGCAGCUUUAAUGUGUCUGCGUGCACAAGAUGUUUUCUAAUAUUCAUGAACUCAGGAACACUUUAUUUUUCUCUCUCUCUCACACACACACACUCAGAGUUUUAAGGAAGUGCUGUUUGUCUUCCUCUCCUGUUAGUCUGCAGUUAUUUUUAGACUCAGAGUCAGACAGUCAUCGUCACGCAGCCGACAGAUGUUUUAUUUCUCUGUUAAAACAGAUUCAUUAGUAACAGUUGAACAAAAGUGACCCAGACAGAGCAGAGAUCAUAUCUGAACGCUCUUUUUCUCGGUGCAGAGUCAAUCAGCUGUUUCUGUAGAUCUAAAGUGCUCCCUGUGUGCGAACAGCUGGAUAAACUCAUUUUAAACACUUCCUGAAGGUUAUUUUCAGAGCUGACUCAGACUAGCUCGGACACUCUGUGCUCACUGUGUGUGUGUUUAUGUGUGUUUAAUAUGUGAGUUUUGGUCAGAGGUUAAAGACUCAUUUUGCAGAUUUAUUCAUCCGGGACGCCAAAACAGCUGAAAAACAGAAAGUACAGGGAGUUUUGAUUCCAGACAGGAAUCUGUGGUCUCUAGAGGAAGUUAAAGUAAAAAUGAUGACUUAAGAAAUGACUGAAAGCUUAGAACUGAUCGUACACCUGCUUUAAAGUUUCUUCAUGUGCUUUCACACCUGGAUUGUGAUUUCUAUGAAACCGAACAAAACAAGCGAGCAGAGAGGAGGUGGUUUCACUUCCAGUCAAACUCUGAAGUGGUUUAAUUCAGAGAGAACAAAAACAACCAGAAACCAGAACACACAGCUGAUCGACUCAUCAGGCUUUCUGAUAUAAUAGCAGUAGGAUAGUAUAGGGCUGCACGAUGUAUCGUUUGAGUACCGUCAUUGCGAUGUACGUGUGUGCGAUAGUCACAUCGCAGAGCCCGCGAUGUCAGAGGCGAAUUAACUCUAGUUUCAAGGGUAGCUGACUGAGAUACACUGUAUGUGACUCUGCAUGUGCUUUGCAACGAUCCACCAAUCACAUUCAUUCUUUACUCAGUUGCCAAUCAGACUACCCUGCCAGCCGUCAAUCAAAAUCAGAGAGGAGGAAACCACACCCCUGCACAUGGAGUGAGUUGCUGGCGCUGCCGGUGUUGUGCCAAGAAAUGCAUACCUGCCGAGAAUUACUUUCAGAACGUUACUCAUCACUGUUUCGCCCAACAACAAAAAAAUUGUAUGGGUUUUAAAUUGUACAUUUCUGUGGACCUUUCUACUUGAAGCGGUGUGCAUUUCGCAAGGUACAUGCAAUUCUCGGCAGGCAUGCGUUUCUCGGCAGAACACCGGUAACAACAACGAUUGCAAAAUGAGCAACGAACAAGAGAAAACCACCAAAAAUGAAGAUUUUUUGCCAAAAAGAAAAGGAAAGUCGGUUAUCUGGAAUUAUUUUGGUUACAAAAAGGAUGAUGUCGACCAAACAAACAUGUGUUUGGUGUUUAUCUGUUGCCACAAUAACUUCCCAGCAUAAUAAAAGCUAAAAAAUAUCUCUGGGACAGACAGAAACCAUUCUACUAACAUUCACAAAAAGAGGAAAGAUCAGUGCAGGUUAACUGUCCUCAAGAUUCCAGCAGAAAGUGCUAUUCAGAUCAUCAUUUCCUGUAUUUUUUAACAUCGCAGGGUUGAAAAAAUUGCAAUGUUAGUCUUUUCCAAUAUCGUGCAGCCCUAGUAUAGUAUAUGAAAGUAUGUACACUUAAACUGAGAUGAGUGUUUGAGUCAGAGUCUCUAAAUCAUGUGGCAGAAAACUGUAGCCUAGCCUAGCAUGCAUGGAGGUUCUUUCUGCAACUCUACUUAAGAAACACUAAGAUUUCCAUGUCUCAGUUCAGUCCUGCUUUAGAUGAUUUAGUAAAAAUAAUUCAGUAAAUUUAGCUUUUGCACAACACAAGAUUGACCUUUGCUAAACCCGAUUCACUUUAGACCAUGUUCUGUAGUUUCAUGUAUUAAACCGCUUUAACAGGGAUCCCAAAGUCCGUCACAGUUAUUCUGAGUGAAGUCUGAGUUCAUCUUUAACUCUGUUUCCUGUUGACUCAUCGUCUCUGCUGCAUGUGAAGACUUUAUUCACGCUGUCGGUCAGCUUUUAGAUUUAACUCAGAGAAAAGAGAAAUACCGAGAAAUCUUGAUUCCAGAGAGCCGUGAUGAUCAGACCGUCUCACUGUGACCGCUGACUGUUAUGAAACAAGUCAUGUCACAACAAUAUACAGUCGUGUUAAUGUGUGUGUGUGUGUGUGUGUGUGUGUGUGUGUGUGUGUGUGUGUGUGUGUGUGUGUGUGUGUGUGUGUGUGUGUGUGUGUGUGUGUGUGUGUGUGUGUGUGUGUGUGUGUGUGUUUGCAUGUUCACCUUCAUGCUCUGACAGCCUGUGGUGACCUCAGUGUGUCAGGUACAUGAUUGUCCCUGCAGUAUUACACAGAGAGGAUACAGGACAUGUAUCAGAAAGCUCUAUACUCCCCUUGUAUCUGUGCAUUGUGUGUCUGUGUUGUGUAUCUGGGUUGUAUAACAGCAGUACAAACAGUGUGUGUAUGUGUGUGAAUAUGAAUUCUUGUUGUGAAACACUUUCAUUCUGUCGUGUUUUCACUCCUGGUCGUUGAAUUUUAAUGUUCAGAGGACGUUUAAAUAUUUAUCUCUCCUGACAGUUUCUGUUCAUCCUGACUCUGCUCUCGGAAACAGUCCAUCAGAAGUAUCACAUUUUAUUUUAUCAGCAUCAUAACACAGAAACACACUCAUUAAUGAAGGGUUUUGAGGCUGUCAGUCCCAGAUACCUGACAUUAUUAUCUAUCUGAUCCAACAGUAUAACUCCAGUCACAUGGGCCUGCUGUAUUUCUCAUGCUUUUCCUCCUCCUCAUGUGUUUCAGUCGUAACCAGCUGUGCGCUCUGCCUGCCUGUCUGUGCGGUUUACCUCUGCGAGUCCUCAACGCCAGCAACAACAAGCUGGUGAGCCUGCCGGAGAGCAUCGGGCAGCUGCGGGGCCUCAUGGAGCUGGUGAGUGUGUUUAAAGUCCGACAAACAGAGAACGCUCAUAAUUUGGGGUUCGGUUGCUUUUCUACACGAGUGUAUGAUUUUUGUGUGUGUGCAUAGAAGUUCAGUCAUCAAAUUGUUCACUCUGAAGUUUGUUUUUGUAAACAAAACAUGCCCUAACAAAUCUUAUCCCAAAUUAUUCUGAAUUUUAGAGAAACAGACCAGAUUUAAUAAACAUGCAGGGUUGGAAAAAGUAUCAGUGUCUCUCAAAUUAAAGGGAUAUUUCAGUGUUUUUGAAUGAGGAUGUAUGAGUCACUUACAUAUCUCAGCCCCUUUAAUUAGAAACUACACACAAGCAAGGCUACGGUUUCCUGCAGACAGGACCAACUUUAACACGUACUUUAGCUAAUUUAGAGAUGAGUACGUGUUUGGACUCUUUGCAAACACUGACACUUGAAAUGUAACUCUCCUAACCUCGUGUCAAAAUCCUGAAAUUGCCAAAUUUUAUUUGUAUUAUCCUGCUUGUGCACUUUUUAGAUCAUUAAUGUGAUUUUAGUGCAUUUAUAAUAAUGAACACCUGAAGAGUGUAGCAGGUUUAUAUACCUUAGAUGCAUUAUAACCAAACUUUACAUGUAUUAUAUUUGUUAAAUGUUACAUUUAUUUAUUCUACAAAAUUAGAUUAGUCUUUAGCUUCAUAUUUGAUUUUAUUAAAAUUAUCUUUACGGGAAAAAAAUUAAAACAAUUCAUUGAUAUUGUGUCGUUGCUCUACUCUCUGAGAUUUUAGCCAAAGAAGAGACAUUGAUCCAGCUGCAAAAAUUUGCUGACACAGGUGUUAAAAAAACACUGACCUGCUUUAGAUUGUAGAGAGAAAAAAUGCUGCACAAGGACAAACAAAAACAACAUCAGUUAACAGAAACCUGAACUCAGUAAAUUCAAUACGACACACUGCCGUAAACAUUUCUACCAAAUGAACUAAUAGAAUAAAAGUGUAAAAGGAUUAAAGGCACAAAAACCGCCGAGUUUAGAUUCAGGUUGAAGGACUUCAUCCAUUUCUCUCCUCCUCAGCACCAGAUCAGAUUCAUGCGGUCAGCCAAAGAGCUGAAAGCUGCUAAAGUGUCAGUAAUUCAACCCUCAGACUCUUUGUGUCGUCAGCAAUGAGAGCUAAAGCUGCUGAUUUACUUUAAAUAUAAAUAAAUUUAAUCAUGUGUUAUUGAAUCAGACUCUCUGAACUUCAUCAGAAUAGUUUUAUUAAUAAAUGUUUGGUCUUUUUGUGUCUGCAGGACAUCAGCUGUAACGAGAUCACCGCUCUUCCUCGACACAUCGGUCGACUCAAAGCUCUGAGGGAACUGAACGUUCGACGAAACCUACUCUGUGUUCUGCCAGAAGGUACGUUUGUGUUAAAAUCCUGUCUUUAAAGAAGGUGAAACUCUAAGGAUCAUACUCUCUGUGAAGGCAGUAACACAAACUUCAUCACUUUUAUGUGUCGGUCUUCUCAAUGUGGUUAGACUCUGAAGUGCAAUCCGAUACAGAAAUGGUCCAAUCCCUCCCAGAAAUGAUCCUGGGGGGUGUGUCUGAGACCACAGAGCUCUCUGUUUGAACUGUCACACCCGUCUCAGUCCACUAAAAUAAACUCAGCCCUCAGUUUGACCGGAGAUCGACCUCUAGACUCUGAACAAGACUCAGAGACAGAACAGAGACCACAAACGCUCUGAAGAGACUCCCAGAGUGAACUCUUAGCAGAGUUUAGACGACUGUAUUUACCGCGGUGUCCGUCCCCUCAAACAACCGAGCUGCACACUUUAAUUCACAUUUAAGACGCUGUGCAAUGAAAGCCAGUUAGAAUCAGAUUCUCCUGACGCCCUGAGGCGACAUCAGUAACUGUCAAACCAAACCCCAUUCAGAAAAGUAGCAUUUUAAGAGCUGUUUUCUUCUCCUCUGGCAGUCAGUCCUGAUAGAUCCUGAAUUCAGACUCAAAAUCCUCACCUUGACUCGCUGUUGAAUCAGAUAACUAACCAGAUAAUUAACCUGGUUUGUCUUCAUUCCUGUCCAGAUUUAGAGUUUGAAAAUAGACUGAUAAGAAGUGCUGAUGUUGUGUUAGUCUGCAGACCAUCAGCUCUUUGGAUGUUUGAUGUGACUGAUCAGACCCUGCAGACUCAUCCUGUCCGUUUGGAUUUAUCGCUGCAUUAUGCUGACGUGACACACGCCUGUCCCUCACAUUAUCAUCCUCCCCUCGAUUGAUUGAUCAGGUCUGAUUGAGCUCAGUGGCUGCAGACUGGACGGCACCCCGAAAGGAGGGGGGUGUUGUUUUUAAAUGAAUGUCUGCUGGACUCAGUUUCUCCCCCACAGAGACCACCAUGUCUGAAGGUUUGGGAAGGUUAAAGAGCUCGAAGUUUGUUAGGGAGAAAUACUCCUCUGAGGAGGAACUGAAUACAUGAUAAUACAGAAAAAAAACAGCCCAGAUAGAGAGAAAUGAGUCAUCUUUAAUUUAUAAACAAUGGGUUGUUAAAAAAAUCCAAAUUCAGACAUUCCUCUCCAUCGAACAGCUUCUCUUUCUUCUUCUAACAGCUGAGUCUGAGCUCAGAGUUCAGGGUGUCAGCGUUUAUUUGCAGAUAUUUGGUUCCUAAUAAAAGUUCACAUGUAGAGAAAGUGUGAGUCUGCUAACAAUUACAUCCCUCCUCUGAAAGCAACAACAGUCCCCGCAUUGUUCUCUCUGCUGGGAAACAUGUUGGCGGCUUCAACCAUGUGGAUGCUGCUGCUGCUGUGUGACCCUGUGUGGGAAUAUCUGUGCAUGUGUGUGUUUGUGUCAGAGUGAGUGUGGUGAAAUAGUCCAGACUAGUAAAGUGAUGGGAAAAACUUCAAAUCAGAAUAAAACUUUGUCUCAUAAACUCAAACCCUGAUUUUUAUGUUUCUUUGUGUUUCCUCUCCGGUCAGAUCUGGCAGAUCUUCCUCUGGUGAAGUUCGAUUUCUCCUGUAACAAAGUGUCGACCAUCCCCGUCUGCUACAGGAAGAUGAAACACCUGCAGUCCCUCCAGUUAGAGAACAACCCUCUGCAGAGCCCACCCGCACAGGUAACAGCAGCACACCCACCUCACACACAUGUCACAGCUCUUUUAUGAGUCCAGGUCCUGCUCAGGGUUUUCUGGAGACUCUUUCUGCCUUAAAUAAAAAGUUCCUGUUUGUCUCUCACUCUGCGAAAGAUUGAAUCAGAGGUCUUGAAGAACUUGAUCUGUGUGUGAACAUUUUUACUCAAACAUGAACCAUGAACUGCUGCUGACCCUGAAAAAGAGGGUUUAAUGAAACAUGAACAAUGGAUGGGGGGAAAGAGGAACUGAGCAUGUGCAAGAUUUUCAUCUUAUCGAAGGUUACCAUCUCGACACGACUGCAGAAAUCAGAUUAAAACACAGAGAGAGUCACAGUGAGAUCUUUGUGUUUGUCAAUGUGUGAUUCUGUUUAAAAACCGCAAGGAGGUCUGAGAGUUUACGGCUUCUGUUAAACAUACAGGUUAUCUUUUUUAGAUUUCAUUUGGAAUCACAUGAAUUCACAGCCAGUAAUACAGACUUUGUUAGUUAAAUGUCAUCUGUUACAGUCAGCCUUUUCAGGUUUUAAUACUUUACGUUAUAAAACAAAUUAAAACCAACCAAAAACCCAGCAUAAAAUGUAAAUUUCCUAGUGGAAGGGAGACAUUACUUUAAUUGAAAAAUAAAUAAAAAUCAUAAGUAGGAGAUAUCAGGAUAAUGACAAAAAGAGUCAACAUAUUGAGAGAAAAGGCCAUAAAUUUGAUGUAAAAGACAGAAUUUUAAAAUAAAAACUUUAAUUAAUGGACUAAAGGUCAAUGUGAAAAAAUAAAAAGUCAGAGUUAUAAUGAAGUGAGAAAUAAUUUUAAGAAAAAAAUGUAAAAUUUGGGGAUUGUAUGUUGUAAUGAUGAGAUAAAAAGCCGACUUUAUGGUAGAAAAGUCUGAGUUAUACUAAGUAAGUAGUAAGUAAAUAUAGUGGGCAGUGAUAACAAGAUAGUAAGUCAAAAUCAUGAGAUAAUCACAAGUUACCUGAUACGAAUAUUUAUGAUGAAUACAUACAUUUUUAAUUUUUAUAAUGCCGACUCUUUUUGUCAGUCAUUACAUAAUAUUUAAGUCUGCUUUUGUUUUAUUUCUUAACUGGUGAAAAUGGACUUCCAAAAUGUCUUUAAAUCUAGGAAAUACAAAUAUGUAGAUAUAUUAAAUAAAUAAUAUGUAAAUAAAUGCAUGUCUGAGUAAAAAAGGCUGUAAUGAGGAAAUUCAGGAUUUUUACUUGUCCCAUAAUUCUCUAAACUUGACAUCUUCUCGAUAAAGACGCACAACAGAUUGUUCCCAAACACCUUCUAACGCUCUAAUAUUGAGCUGUUUAUUCUCUAUGAGUGUUGUUUUAAGAAAUAAGAUUUUAAAAUCAUCACUAUAUUUUCGUCCAAACACUCCUUGCCCGGUAUUUCUGAGCCAAAUGAGCUUCAAACGACUCCAUUAACUUUUCUUCUUGCUCUCGCAACAAUCGGCCUGCAGCAGAGUUACAGAUGGAUGUCACAGAGAUGUUGUUACUGCAGAUAUUCGACAAACAAACUCUCUCUCCUCUGUGUCUGUCAGAUCUGUAUAAAGGGUAAAGUUCACAUCUUCAAGUACCUGAGUAUCGAGGCGUGCCGCAGCGAUAAGAUGCCCGACUCGCUCUACCUGCCCGUCAUCGAGAGACUCAGCCUGCACAGACCCACCACCGGCAGGUCAGUAACCAUGGCAACCUCACCUGUGUCAGAGGGUUAAUCCGUCCUCAAACAUCUGCAUGUUCAUUGUGAUAUAAAUAAGGUCUAAUAUACCCCCAUCUGCCUCAGACGAGUUCUGUUUGGUGCUCUGGUGUCUACAGGCUGAAACAGAAAGUUUUAAGAGUUUCACUAAAAGUUCUCAGGGAUGACUUUUUUAGGAACCAAGAGGGCGGGUUGUUUUGUUUUGUUAUCGUCUGCUUCCUCCUGCAGAUUGAAGACUCUACAGAUAGGUUAAAACAUGGAGGAGAAAGGGGGAGUGAAUCAGUGAGAGAAAGGCGGGUUAAAAUAUGAGGAGAAAAUAAAGAAAUAGAAAUAAAGAGGAUUAGAAGAGUGAGUGAAAAAGAAAGAUUAGAGCUCAGACUGAAAGACUUGGUCUGCUUCUGUCAGUCCAGCUCUGAGAUCUCAGAGGAAGAACAGCACAAAAAUGUCCACCCACAGAAAACGCUCCCAACACGUGGGCAGAAGAAUGGUUCCUAGAGCACAAACUCACACAUGCUUUAUCCUUUCUCAGCUUUGAGUGUCUUUUUUAUGCUCCAUUAUGGUCUCUCUAUUACCCCGUCUUUCUCUCUCUAUCAUCUAUCUAUCUGUCUAUCCUUUUAUCUCUCUUUCUUUUGGUCGCCCUAAAGGAAGCUGAAAACAGAUUGAUGCUAUUUUUAAAAGUGUUAUUAAAACAAACUAAAAGUAAAAGGGGGAAGAGUGGGAGUGUUCUUUCCUUCAGACAAUAAAGGAAACAUGUUUCUCUGCAGAUGCCCCGCCAAAAUAAAACACCACAAGAGGCUUUAAUAUGUAUAUAGACUGGAGAUGAUGAAUUUUAGGAUGAAUUUGGAGAUUAAAAUCAGAUUUUAUGUGACUUUAAAGUUUCCCCAGAUCAACAUGAAGUAUCAUCAUGCUAUGAUUUCAAUAUCAGGAUCAGGGCAUAAGGGAGGAAGAGUGUUUUCCUGCAAAUGCUCCACCAGAAUAAAACACAACAACAGGCUAACAUGUAUCUUCACUAUAGAAAAGACAAAUAGGUUUAAUUUUGUGGUUGCGAUUAGAGACUUAAAUCAGAGUUUAAGUGACCUACAAGGUCGUUCAGAGUCAAAUUUAAGCCUUAUCAUCCUGUGAUUUUGACAAUAUGAGAAGAGUAUUAAGAAGAAAAGGGGAGGUAGUGUUUCUUUACAGAUGCCCCGCCAAAAUAAAACAAGGUGGUUAAUACUUCAGAUUGUAGAUGAGACUUAAGGUGAUGGUUUGACAUGAAAUUUGGUGCUUAAUGUGACCAUUAGGUUGCUCCAGAUCAAUUCAAGUCCCUCCAUCCUGUAAAAGCGUCAGAAAAAGGAAGAGGAGGAGGGUCACUCUCUUUGUUUCUCUCUCUCUCUCUCUCUCUCUCUCUCUCUCUCUCUCUCUCUCUCUCUCUCUCUCUCACUUGGUCGCCCUGGAGGAAGCUGAGAACAGAUUGAUGCUAUUUUUAAAAGUCUAUUAAAACAAAGCGCUUUAAAAAAGGGAGGGCAGAGUGAAACAGAGAGAGAGGGACAGUUUUUCUUUAAGAUCAUGGAGGAAGUAGGUUUCUCUUCUGGCACCCGCCAAAAUAAAACUAGACAAAAGACAAACGCUAAUCAGACUAAACAUAAAGAUUUGAUUUUUGGAUGCGUUAAAGACUUUUAAGUUGCUCUGGAUCAACUUCAUUAUCCUGUGAAUUUUUGACGUGAUUAUGAAGAGGACGUGAUUCAGGGAGGAGGGAGACUCUCUCUCUCCACUCUCUCUGUAGCUCACCCACACACACCCCUCCUGUGUGUGUGUGUUAGGUGUGUAACCUUACCUGUGUGUGUGUGCAGUGUGGAGGACAUGGAGCAGCAGAAGAAGCAGGACAGCGACUCAGGAGUCGGCAGCGACAACGGAGACAAGAGACUGUCAGCGACUGAGGUACAGAGAGUGUGUGUGAGAGUGUGUGUGUGAGAGAGAGAGAGAGAGAGAGAUAUUAAUUUGGCUGUUUUCUCACCUGUAGAAACUUUUCUUACCUGGAUGUUUUCCUUUGUUGAUUAUUACUGAUGAGUUCCCAUGAAGAGUUACCGUGAUGUCUUCUUCAUGUUAGUCUCAGGACUGAUGAUGUGGAUAAAUGAUGAAUUUGAACAUCAUUAAUAACGGAUGAUGACUCUAAGUUAAUUUAUGAAGUAGUUUAUUAAUCCAUGAUUGUCUUGGCUUUCCUUAGUUUGAUUAAUUGUGUUUUAAAGCUUUUCUUAAGUAAAUAUCAUUAUCGUUAUUGUGAUAUUUUAUAGUCACGAAAGGUGAAAACCUGAUUUUCUGACAGGCCUGCUACCCUGUAGCUUUGUUUAUCCUUUAGAGCCAUACUGAUUACAUUUGCAUGUGUGUAUUUUCUGUGUUUAAUGUGUGUUUUCUGUUUGUGUGUCGUAGCCGUCAGAUGAGGACAGUCUGAGUCUGAACGUGCCGAUGAGCCACAUCACAGAGGAGGAGGGGAUCAGCAAAGACGACUCCAGCGAACACAUCAGCUCUCUUACAGGUACACACAUGCACACACAUGCACACACACAUACAUGUUAACAUGUGUCAGAAUAAGGGCAGCAGUAAUAAGGUGUUCAGGUUGUUCCAGGAGAGUCAGAGUCAGAAUACACAGGCUAAUAAAAAAAAGAAACUUCAAAAGACUAAUGUGUGCAUACAACCAAAGCAAAGAUCAAUAAAACAUCCAAAGAUUAAUAAAUCAAACUUUAUUCCCUCCCCGGUGAGUGCAGGUAAACAGGAACAUCAGGUUGACACAGAUACCUCAGAUUAUCAGAUGUACUAAACCCUGAAGAAUCAAUCAGUCACAGCAGGUAUGGAAAAUAUGUCAGCCCACACCUGCAGUUGUGAGGUGAUAAAAAGAGUCAUCUGUGAGUCGUUAUUAAAAAAAACUAAAUAUUGUGAAACUGAAACUGUUUGAUAAAUUAACUCUAAUGAGAUGUACUGAUUCACAUUAACACUGAGAACAGGAACGGCUGAUUACUACAGACUGUUUCUGAUCUUCUCUCCUCUGACAGAUACACCCUGUCUGCUUCAUAUGUGUGUGUUUCUGUGAGAGUGUGUGAGAGCGGCGCAGCAGCUCCCCAGACUCUGGGUUUAAAUAGACUUCAAUCAGCCUGAAUCAGGUCACAGCUGAUAGAGAGACUCAGAGAAACAGGAGAAACAGGACGCCUGAUUUAUUUGGUCUCAUUAUCUCUCCGUGUCUCACUGUACGAACAGCUUAUUAGCUUUUACCAAGUAUUUACAAAAUACAAACAACAUUUUUCGAGUUUUAUCAGCCUGUGUGGUAAGUGUGACGGGGAUUUCGCUUUCGCUUUCAAUCAGAAUGAUAUACAGGAACUUAAGAAAUACGAUCUAUUUCCUUCAAAACCCGGCAUGUAGAGCUGCAAAUCAUCAGCGUAGCAAUGGAGAUUAAUCCCAGUGUAUCCAAAUCUGACUAAUAACAACAACGGUGGACCCAAGACAGACCCCUGAGGGACCCCAGACAGAACAGGACAGGGCUCAGAGAGAAUACAUUCAUGUUACAGGUAAAUGUUUGUACCAAAGUAGGAAUAACUGAGUUUUCAGAGUAUUUAACUGCCGCUUCCUCUUUCGCUUCUGCUCCUCUGCAUGUCAAAGCUGUUUAGGGACGGACCAACACACAUAUAAAGACACAAACAAAUACAAACAGGAACACAAUACGUCAUCGUUACCACACUAAACAUCUGAUACUCCACUUAAACCAGGUUUUUAAGAUCAAGACACAGAGUCGCAGGACCCAGUCUUUGUUGUUUUGAGAGGACACAUUUAUUUUGUUGUGAGUUUGUCACUUUGUCACAUAGAGACCAAAUCCAGAAACUGGAAUAAACAGCAGAUAGUUUUCAGAGAGUGUUCAGUAAAUACAGGAGCUGACCUCAGACCUUCACCUUCCUCCUCCUCUUCUUCAUCUUUCAGCGGACACAAACUCCGACUCUGUGAGGCUGAUAGAGGAGAGUCCUACGGAAGCCCUGAGGGACCAGUUCAGCUACAGAGACUCCGCUCUCAGCACACGAUUUGUCAACUACAUCAAGGUAGCAACUCCUCUUUACUCUUCCUCCUAUCCCCUCUCCUGGUUCUCCUCCUCUUCAUCAUCAUCCUCCUCCUCCUCGUUGUGUUCCAGUCGUUAAUCUUUGAUGCAGUAAUGGCCGUCUUCAUGAAUAAUUCCUCCUCUCACUGAGUUGUAGUUAUAUAAACUCUUCUUCCUCCUCCUCUUCCUCUUCCUCGGUGGCUCUAAUGGAGUCUAAACUGUCUCCUUCUGUCUCUUUAUGACACUUUGACUCAGUUUCAACAACGUUCUCAGAGUUUCUGCUGGAUGAUUUGUCCUUAAAGGCCGAGCGGUUAGAGAGCCAGUUCAGUUUUAGAGUCUGACGUCAGACAGUCUGCGAGUCACUGACAGACUCAACUGUGACCAAAUAAGGACUGAAGACAAAACACACACACACACAGAAAACACACUCUGGAUGUUGAGUCAGUUUGUGUUCAGAUCACAGUGAAACUCUGGACUGUAAUCUGUCAUAUCCAAAGUGUUUGAAACUCAUCCUUAGAGGAAUAGAAACCCCAAACUUAGACUGAAUAUGAUCAGAGAUACUAAAAACCAGAACAGAUGAAGACGCUGUUGUUAAAACAGAACUAUAUUUGAUUCAUAGUAUCAUACCUCCCUCUGCUCUCUGGUCUGUUUGACUCUAAAUGGACCAUAAUUCACUAAAUGAAUAUCAUGUUGUAUUGUAGGAGACUGUAAACUAGAGACAGAGACCAUAAACUCAUCAGGAAGAUGUUAUAGAGGGAGUAAGUAAAUCAGCUGAGAGGGGGGACCUGCUGAUUGAAUGUGUUAGCUGUACCGUUGAAUCCAAGAGGCAAAGUUUGACCACUGUUCAAGAGUAAUCUAUAAUUUGCUGCAGAGUUGAAUUGAGAACAGAAUAGAUUUUUUCUUUUUUUAAAUCUCUCAAUUGCAAGGAUAGGUCAGGACUAGAUAAGCUUUUUGCUUCAUUCUGUUCCUUCUCAAACUGUUUUUUUUUUUACAUACAUAUGUUGUGUUAAUUUAUCUUUGACAUGUACAGUUGUUUGGUGUUUUUGUUUCUAGUUGUUUAUUUGUUGUUCUUAAAGUUUGAGACAAAUAAAGAAAAGAAAAAGAAAUAAAGAAUAAGUGAAACAGAGCACUGCAAGUUUAAGGUAUGUGCAGACAAAGAUGAACAGACAAAUUGUGACCCAAACUGCAAGUCAUCAGCAUUUUGCAAAUUGCAGUACAUGAACAAAGUUGGGCCAUCACUGCACCUUUGUUCUCUUCUGUUGCACCCCAAAAAAUGUAACAUGGGUGACCAGGUUAUAUGAUUUCACCUCAAAUUACGAGCACGAGAAGAAAAUAAAGCCAUGUGAUCGGCAGCAAAGAUAAGACGAAACAGUCUUUCCUUGAUGUAAAGUGCGUGGGAUGUUAGAUAACAUUAGAUUUGGUCUGAUACUGUUAGCAUGUCCUGAGUUUUGACUAAUGAAGGUAUGCUGCUGUGUCUUGUUUGUAAAUGUAGCACAUCAGACUGUGCAUUUGAGAUGAUAUAAAUAGGCCCUUUACGUGUUAGAGGGUGUUUACAUCUCACCUUGAAUUGGCAACAUAAGAACCAACAGUUUACUGACUCGUCUUGUUACUUCACACCGUAGUUUCCUCUCUGCUUUUAUCAGAAAAAAGACUGUGACAUACAGCAUAUUAUAGGUAUGGUCUCAUUUUUGUCCUCCAGUGAAGGUUCCAGAUAAACUCUGGAUACCAACUGUGCUCACAGAUCUGAGCACUGAUCUUUCUGAGAGCAGAUUUAACAUCACUCAUCUAGAGGAUCUGCAGAGAUACAGACAUAAAUAACUCAUUUGAUAAACUCUGUGCAAAUAUGAUCUCUAAGAUACAUCUGACGACAAGCUGAAGUUAAAAAAAGAUGCUGCAAAACUUAAGUCAGAGUCAGUUAACCCUUAAACCCAGUCUGACAGAGGAGACAGUUGUUUAUUGUUGUGUUUGUGUAUCAGAGGAAAGCUGUAAUGUCUCUGAAUUUAGCCAAUAGCUUUGUGAGUUAUAGGGUCACGUGACUGCUGCAGCUGCUGCUGAUGUGUGUGUGUGUGUGUGUUAAUGUUUGUUAAUGUGUGUGUAUUUUUGUGUGCAGGGUCGGACAGCAGCGGACUUCGACGAGCCCCUCAGGAUAGAAGAAGACUCACACUGGCCGUCAGAGCAGAUGUAAGAUCAUUAAUCUGUUUGUUUUUUAUGUUUCUGAUUUUUCUGAACCUUUAAUAAUUUUAUUUAUGAUUUAUGAUUCAGAGAUUUGAACAAAAAUAACAUUAACAAACAGAGAACAGGAACAGAAAGGUACAGAAACAGUGUAUUUCCAUUGACCUGAGUUUACAUCAGCUAAUUAUCAAGCAUGAUUUCUAUUAAUUUAGAUUUUUAUUGAUUAAUUUCACCAACACUCCUGGUUUAAAACCCUCAUGAUGACUGAGCAGUACUGCAAUGGCCGCUGUAAUUGUGAGAUAUUAAUUUAAAGUCAUGCUUUGUGUCUCUGGGCUCACAGGUCAAAGGUCACAGGGGGCACAGAGCUCCACAUCGACAUGAUCAACCAGCUGAAGGAGGCCGUGGAGCUGCUGCAGGACCCCAGCAGGUAAAUCCGCCUGAGAUCAGAGCAGACUGAACUUUGAACCCUUUCUCUUUUAGAUGUUAAAAAGUCUAAAAUCAGAUACAACCAUUCAUGACCACACUAUGCAUUUUUAAACACAGUCUGUCUGCAAACAAACUGAGAAACACUUGAAAACAUCAGUAGUGUGAGUUUGAACCCUCAUGUUUUAUGUGUUUGCAUAGCAACUAACAAAGUGCUCCUACAACCGUGACCUGAGGAGGUGAAACUUUCCGUUUUUUAGAGCUAAUGGUUACACGGUUCAGCUGCCAGAUGCUCAAAUUAUGAAAUUCAUCUCUGCAGUCUAGAGUAUCACCAUGGAAACAAGUGGAUUUUUUAGGGUUUAGAUGAAAGUUGAGUCAUCAGAAAAGAUGAUAUAAUAGUGCUGUAGAGGAAAAGACAAGGAUGUAAUGCUAACGGGUCUGAACCAAGAUGGAUUUUAUAACAAAGUGGACAUGAGAACCAUCCCUGCAGGAGGCGUUUAAUGAUGAAGUAAAAACAGAAGCACCGAGACAGUGAUUUAGUCCUUCCUCCAGAGCACUGACUCAGAGUAUAGUAUCACUGAAUAAGCAUCCCUGCAUGCAGUAAACUCUUGCUGCAUCAGAUUCUGUCUGUUUUUACUGUUUGAUUCAAGGUUAUUGCAGGACAUUGAAAAAGACUCAAGUUGAUACAAGACGCCCUGACCUCUGUCAACCCACUGGGUCAGAACCUUUCAUAUAACUCAGGCUUCAGUUAGUCUUUCCAACAUUUAAUCCGGCAGUUGAUUAAAUCAUACUUCUGAGAGUUUGUGUUGACUUUGGUGCUCCCUGUGAGCAAAAAUGUGCCUCUCAUCCCUUUGCAGACCUUGUCUUUAGCACGCCAUGGUGGCAUUUUUUGGCAAAAAGUCUUAUUUUGCUUUACUUUGGUAAUGAAAUGUGUCACACUGCUGUUGUUUCAGUUUGCUGCCAAUUCAGAGUUCUGAUUGCCGCCCCCCACAGAGAUAUUAGGCAUUAAAAAAGACCAUGGAAAUUUCUGUCUUGUUUCUGAACAUCUUAUUUGCUUUUUGUAACCCAUAAAGAGGCAUCAAGAUCAGCUUCAGCCUUUUUAUUUUACACAAUAACUGUUUAAAAGGAGUUAACUAGUAUCAUAAUACAUUUUUAUGUGUGUUUCAGAGUCAACACAGAGCAGGACGAUCUGUCUGGAGUUCAGCUCUAUCCUGUGGAGAUGGUCAAUGUGGAUGAGUCACUCAAGUAAGACUUUCCUUAAUCUUAAAAUCAGUCAUCAUUCACUCCUGUUUUAGUUUAAAAUAUCAUAUAUAGUUGAAACUACUCAUUGCUCCCCUGAGUGCUAACAUCUGCAUGUAGAAUAAUUGUCAGUCACUAUCUUAACGCUGCCAUCCUGAAUCAUUAGACUGUUGCUGUUUGCUGUCCUUGCACUUAUGUCUUUCUUUCUUUCUUUCUUUCUUUCUGAUUCCAGUGGGCAGGACAGUGACGACGGCAUCACCACACCAAAGGUAAAGUGUGCACAAAGAGUAGACAGUCAUCAGCAUACAGGUUGAUAUUUGACACAGGUGUUUAGUGAUGUCUGAGUUGUAAGGAUGGGAAUUGAUAAGUGGUUCCAGCUAGUCCGUACCAACAACAUCAUUGACAUCAUGGGCUCUAUUUUCGUUCGCGCCGGUGAGGCGGCGGAGGGCGGCGAGCCCGGCGUAAGGCGAGUUUGGUAUUUUCGUGGACUGAGUCGCACGGAGGCGAGCCGAGAUCCGCCAAGCUGGGCGUGGUGGCGUGGCAGGGGGAGGUGUUGACAGAAUCAGCUGGCGCAGUGACAUUUUCGUGCUUGCCACCGGCGUGUAACGUGCGCUGAAAGCUCGCCGAUUCAAACCUGGUCAGCUUUCAGCGCAAGGCGGAACGCAGCUGGUCUAGUAGUAUUUUGGUAGACCGGCGGCGUAUCGACAUACGUCACUGAUGCCUCACCGGCAGUUUUCCACAGUGUCAGGCACAUUUCAGUGCAAUAAAUAAUCAUCAACAACUAUUAAUCUGAGUCAGCACAUACAUUUAGAUCUAUAUCGAUAUAUUCUGAUCUAUAUCUGAUCUGAUGAGCGCGUUUGGCACGCGUUUGGGCACACAACCUGACCGAAUCAAUACAGCUGAAACUGCAUCAAAUUAAAUUAAAUAUCUAGUAAAUAAACACACAUGAUGAAGUUAACAAGAUAUGUAAUGUGUCUCCCUCCUUUUCUUUCUUCCUCUUAUUUCUCGCACAGCUCGACCUGGACACGUCUCCGUGUCCUCUGUCCAUCUUGCUUGCUGCUGCGGCUGAACAGCUGAUUUGUUUCAGUGCUCAGAUGCGUUAUCUACUUUAAGCCGACAUACGGAUAUUAUAAUAUUCAGUUUUGUGGGCCAAAUUUAUUUUAUAUGCCAACAUCUAUGAAAGAAAGAGCCAGGCCACGGAGCGCGAUGCGUCAUUUACGCACAGAUGGUUCCAAUUUUAAUGCCAUUUUUGGAGUUUAUGUUGUGAUCUGUGCGCUAAACCCACCUUUGUCACGUGAGGUUUGAAUAUAUGCAACUUUAUGUGAGUGUCUUUUUUGUGGAAAAGGGUGUUUGUCUUACCAGUGGGUCCAACAUUAUGCACACCAAAUCUAUCUGUGCUCAGAUGAGAGAGUGUGGAGGACACUUGUUGAGCAGCUGCCCUCUGUCGCCAUCAUGUGCCAUAACUGUCUUCAGACAUCUCUUGAUCUCUUUGACUACUUCAUGAAAAUAGUAAUACGCCUCGCCGGUGGCGGAUUUAAAGGCAAGGAGAGGAGCUUAUGUGAUUGGUGAAAACAGGUCUCGGCUGUGUUAAACACACUAUACGCCCUCUCUCCUCCCCGUCUAUGACUUAUGCUGCCGGGAGGAGCUGAGUUAGGGAGGGGGGAUACUUACGCCGGGCUGCGCGGCUCACCAAAAUACCAAAAUGUGCUUGGGAACGCCUUGUCAGCGCGGCGGAUCUGAUUGACACUGCGCUUGCGGCACGUCUUCGGCGAGGCACCAAAAUAGAGCCCCAUGUGUUUUUAAGCUCAACGGUUCCCUUAUCAAUGCCUCCAAGUUAGUUCAAUGUGACUUGCAAAAUAAUGACGUGAUGAAUCGUGAAGGACAGUCAGCUUACAUGACAAACAGACAUAAUGAUAGUGGACUGACGACGGUCCUAAAAUCCACUCGCUUCGUGAGACCGGCAGAUUUAUUUUAGAAAGUGACCAGAUCAAAUCUGUGAUGAUUUAUAGAUUAAAUUUAGUAAAACUGUUUGAUUUCUGUUGUUAACUGACUUUGCUAGAUGGAAGCUGCUAUCUUUGUUAUAGUCUAUUGACCAAUCAGAUGCUGUAUCUGCAAUCAGAUGACCUGUCAGAAGACAAGUCUUUUCUGUCUCAGCAGACCAGUGAAGGUAAUAAAAUAUAUGUUCCUAACAGCCUGUUUCAGCCGACUUUGUUGCACUUAAAAAAUCCUUAAGGAUUGAUAAGGGACUCAGUAAAGAAUUGAGUUGAUAAUGGCAUUAGUACUGAUAUAAUCUUAUCAAUUCCCAUCCCCAGUGUGCUGUUCAUGUCACCAAAAACAUUUUAAAACCAGGUGAAAACAGGAUGUAAGAAAGUCUUUCUUUACCAGUAACACUUGGACUAUAGAAAUCAAACAAUCCUACAUUAUAUCAUGUCCAUGUCCCUCUGAAAUAUAGAGUCUAUAAGUUUGCAAGCAUAUAGAAGCAUCUUCAAGUUCACUAAGACUGUAAACGUUUGAUGGGCUCUGUAGCAGCAAACGGAGGAAGGUGGCUAUGAGUUCCAGAAGAAGAGACAGAUGAUUCUAGAGAAGGCCAGGUUUGAGGCCCAGCUUGCAUGUCGGGAGUAUGAGUGGCAUAUGUCCAUCAAGGUAAAUCCGGCGGGAAGUAGGCUUUGUCCCGCCCCUCAGGGUGUCCUGUCCUCAGUGUGUCUCACAGUGAGCUGGCACACAUUCAGUCCUGCGUCUGUUUGCUGGGAGGUUUGUUUGAAACCACGCUGAGCUUUCACAUGUGGCGCAACUCACCUGGCUGCAGGUGUCACACAUGAACAGAAAGUCUUAAUCCAUGGCUCUGCAUCACGUGUCAUAUGUCAGUAGAUUUAGACUAACUUUAAGCUGGAAAACUGACAGUCAUAAUGUUUAAAAUUGAGCUUCAUGUGUAAGUGAUGUGUGAUCAGUUAUUUCACUGUUUGUUCAUAAAUAACCGUCAAUGUUCCUCGGCAUCAUACAUGUGCUUUUCGCCAGUUUUGAGUUUUUGUUUGGAUGUGUUUCACUGUUUGAUGUGAACCUAGUAUUAUCUCUGCCACUUGCCAUGAUAGCACUCAUAGCAUUUAUAUCAUUUUACAAAAUGACUAAUUUUAUUACUUAUCAAACAGACUUGUCCAAAGGUAAGACUUCUGUCAGUUAACGGUCAAAAUAAGUAUAGCAAACACAUCGGUUUCCAGGGUGUAGCUAACACUUGCAGAGCUAGCACCACCAGCCUGUAUUCCAGUUUAUUACACACAGCCGUUAGCUGGAGCUGGUGAAGACUUGGUUAGAUACAAUAUAUCACUUUCUGUUUAGGCUUACAAUGAUACAAAUACUAUCAACUCAUUCUGUAAUUCUGAUGCUAUCCAGUGGCGGUGACAGCAUAUUAUUUAUCAAGUAAUCUAAGUGCGUACACCUCUUAAUUUAGAGAGAAUAGAAAUUAACAUGCUGUAAUUUUUUGCAGAUUACAUGUGAAGCCUUUUUGGUGUGAUGUGGAAACUACCACACAAUAUAUCAGCUUCCUGUGUGAUGUUUCACAAGCAAAAAAAUAAAAGAUAAACGAGAUAAGAUGACCGACUCAAACUGCAAUCUUGUAGCUCACAGAAACAGACUGAAAAGAGAUUGUAGAUUUCAAAAAGAGAAGAACAAGAUUGCUUUCCUUCCCUAGAUACAUCAUGACAUUUCUGUGAAAGAUAAGAAUGAUCGUGUUAACAAACUUGCUGUUGAGGAUCUGAAUUACUGACCUCUGUUCACAUCAAUAAGAAUUCAGUCAGAAACAGUUAUUGAUUUCAUGCAAAGAGUUAAAUUUAGAGAUAUGGCUCUGUUCUUGACUUUCUGCCCUGCCUGAACUAACUCUAUGCUCAUUAUUUGAGGGAUCAACAGCAUGAAAACAAUAAAGAGCAUCAGCAUGGCUGUUGUUGUCUAGUUUUGAGUGAGGUGAUAGACAAACAGAUUCUUCAUUGGGGUGUUGAGCCUGUGCGUGACUUUAGUACACCCAGCUGGUGCAUCAUAAAAGACAAAAAUACCAGUGUAGACACUGACAGACAGUAAGAAUUGCAGAGCUUUCUGGGUAAUAACCAGUUACCUGAGACUUUAAAAGACAGCCACAGAGCAGACUGCAGACUGGUUGUUUGUAUUCAUUUAGAUGGAAGUCCCUUUUGAACAGAGACUGGACUUGAGAGGAUGUCAUGGUUGUCUCCAAAUAGACUUGACCACUCUGUCCCUAUAGAAAUCUAUACUAUUCAGACUGUCUGCAGUUAAAGUGAUAUAGAGUCUCUCAAAUACACUGGCUCUUUCUGUCUCUGCUGGUUUUAUACGAUAGUAAAAGACUGAGAUGAAAGAGAUAGAGCAAAGUGACCUCAGCACAGGAGCAUUAAGUGUUCAAUGUUGUUCCUUGUCAAAUCUUUAUAUCUGUGUGUCUUUAUGGGACAUAGUUUAUUUUUAAUCGUCAAACUGAACAACUUUAUCGCCAUUUCUGUCACCUCAGAGAGAUGAUCGGUCUCCAGUCAGCGGGCAUCCAUCCUUCCACAGCCCUGUGUUUGGACUGAAGCCACGAUCAGGUGAGUUAAACCUGGACUACAGCGAGGGAGGGGCGAAUAACUGAACUGGUAGACCCACAGGUUGACUAAAAGUUACUUUACACUAUUGUAUGUGAUCCUUGCUCAUAGAAAAUCUGUGACAGUUGUUAUUCCCUUUAAUAUUUAGUAUUCAUUCAAACUUGAUUUUAUUGAGGUUACAGCACUGUUACUAAUUAACCAAUAGGCAGGCGGCUCUAUUAUCCAGGCAAGUAAUCAGAUAAGGAUUUAGCAGAUACUCAAUAAUCAAAAUCUGAUGAGGAUUAGGGCAAAAAAAGCAAAUCGGACAUCUCAUUUUAUCAUCCUUAACCAUGAAACCGGGUUCAACCGUCUUGUCUUAUAUAUCACUUUGUUAUUUAUAUUUCUGGAGGUAAAAUCUUGAUUAAUAUAUGAACUUCAGUUAUAAAAAUGUGGCACAAUGAAAUAAAAAUAUUUUAGAUGAAAUCAAGAGUCAAAUUCAGCUCCAUGGUCACUGCUUGUUGGCUUUAUUUAUCAGACUUUGUCCCAUGCUUUGUUUUGUUUUAGAGCUAGCAGCCAUCCAGCUUUCGUUUGCUAACUGUUAUCAGUCUGUGAAAUGUUGCUAACUGCUAAUCGAGCUAACAUGACGCUAACAGCAUGUGGAGGUGAUGUGUUCUGUGAACUGCCACUAACCUUUAUUUUGUUUUUGCUGUUUUGUGUCGUCUCUUUGUUUCCCCCAUUUCUCACAUUUCCUCCCUUGAUGCUCGUGUUUUUUUUACUCCUCUGUCUCUUUACUCCUCUCUCUGACCUGCUGCAUGAUUUUUGGUGUUAAAAUCACGUAUUCGUCCUUUAAAAUCUGCACGUGUGUCUCUGGUGAUGAAACCUGCGUCUCUCUGCGUCCUCCUGUUCUUAAACCGACCAAUCCCUCGGGGUCUCUCUCCCGGUGAUAUUGGUGUGUUUCCGGGUGUUUCUCGUAAAUGACCUCUGUCUUGCUGUACUUACUUCACCGUGGUGCCUCACCUUCCUGCACUACACACACGCCACGCCCACUUCCCCUGUCUCUGACCGCACCCACCACCUCCCGGUUGUAGCCCCGCCCUCGCUGCCCUGCUCGCCCCCUUCUUCCUGUCUCGCCCCCUCCCUCCUCUCACAGGCCUCGCUCUUCCAUAGAGAUACUGCUCGUAGCCAUGACGACGGAGGCAUGCACAGUGGCGGUAGGUUCUGCCUGUUUGAACUAACCAGGAAGCUGCAGGGUCAGAUUGAACACCUGGGCUCAGGUGUUUGCUGACUUCAUCACUGUCAAAGUUUUCUACCAGCUGCUUUUGUUGUGUUCUGGGAAAAUUUCUGCAUCGCCUUGACUCUUGACUGUUUUUUUUAUGAUCACUUUUGUUUUUUACGACAGGUGAGUAUUAGGGCCACAUUAAGAAAAAAAAGGAGAUACUAAAUCCUUUGGCGUUUCAGCAUCAUAUUGUCAUUAGUAUCAGGACAUAUGCAAGAAAUGCAUCUUUUCCGCAGAAAGAACCAGGCGGACUUGUAGGGAAUCGCUGUUUUUGAGGAGGGGGAAAUGGCUGGAAAUGGCUGUGCAGAGGCUAAAUCCCUCAAUGCAGCCAUUUAUAGCAACAGUAUAUAGCUUUAGCUUAUCGUAUGAAUCUAUAUGCGAUAAGGUGUUGGUGCUUCUGCAGGUGUAGGUUGCUGCCAGUGUUGUGCCGGCAUCAGAGACAGACGCGGUGCUCGCCGGAGCUCGACUCUCUCUGAAUCACAAAUGUUGAUCAUCUGUUGGAUUGUUUCUUAAGAAACCACAAAAGCCCUCUGAAUGGCCCACUGAUACACUCACUGAUAACUCUGCAGUUGACCAGUUCAGCCAUUUCCUCCUCCACAAAAGCAGCUUUAAGACUUCAUUUACUUUACAACUUUAUUCUCGUAAGUAAUUACGAAACUCUUAAUUUUUUUUCUUCUCAAUGUGGCCCUUAUACUCGGUUGUAGUUUUUUCACAAGUCUGCAAAGAAAUAUUUUUGUUUUGCGAGGGUUAUUCUUGUUUGCCUUCUUGGAGAAAGUCUGGCCAGUGCAGCGUAGCUUUAGGACUAACUAUCCUGCAGUAGUUUUCCUGUUGUGACUCAUCAGCACCCCCUUCUGUUAUAGACUGAAAGCGUUCCAAGAUUAAUUUCUGUUGUGCUUUCUUGCUCCUAGCGUUUGCUAAAAUAUUAGGACUGUCACUUGAUCUGUGUGCGUGUGUUAUAUCUCAUAUUCGUAUCUUCAUUUGGACCAAGUGUAGUUUGCACAUUAUAAGAACAGAAAUUAAUCAUGAGGAUAUCUUUGCAUUAUGAAGACACUUUUAUAUUCAACUCUAGCUUUUUAAAAAUAAGAGUUUUGAUUUAGGUCUUGCACAGUAUGAUGGGGGAUUAAAAUCACUUUAUGUCACGGUGAGUCCUGAGUCCUCAUAUAGGCUUAAAAACAAACUUGAGUGUGUAGUAGUAGUAAUAGCAGACACUCAUCAAAGAGGAGCUUCAUCACCACACUCUGCUUUCAUCUCCAGCUGCUCAUGUGUGUGCGUGUGGUAACUGUGGUAUGUGGUAAGGGCUAGAGUAUCUCUCCCUCUCUUUCUGUGUGAGUGUGUGUGUCUGUGUGUGUGUGUAUUAAUUGCCACAGCGCUCACCAGAAUCUGUAAGUUGAACAUCCUUGAAAGGAUCAAGUACAGGGUGUGUGAACGUCCUCUUACUCUUUAAUCAUCUUAAAUCAACACAGUAAGAAAAUCUUAUUAUUAGACUCACAGUUGUACCCAUUUUUAGCUAUUUGGCGUUUCACUCUAUGGGUUUGAUUGUAGGAUUUUAACAUAGCUGAGAAAGUGUCCAAUGGACAACUUCAGAGAUGCAGACUGAUGGAAGUGUGGGUGCAGUUAGCUGUGGAAUCACAAGCAAGAUCGAGGUUCACCAAACCAAAGACGGAGAGAUAGAAAACCACCAUGAAAAACAUAGUGAGGACUCCAGAAGAAUGCAUGAUUACAUAAUGACCACUCCCUCUGAUCAACCUGUGCUGUGUAGGUGAUCUACUAACUAUCAGAUAAUCUAAAACAGCAGAGGCCAUAUCAGGACUGUACAGCUGUGUGUGUAUGUGUGUGUGCUGCACCUGUAAUAUGAAUGAGCGUGUGCACAGUGGUAUGUAUUUUUAGCUCUUAUAUUUUAAGUGUUAGAUAAUGGUCCCUGAAGGAGUAUCCCACUUCCACUAGAACAGGGUCCAACAUUUUAGAUGGAUCACAUCCGCCUGUGUGUGUGCGUGUGUUUGUGUGUGUGUGUGCGCCCUGAGGCCAGCUGUGUUUCGGUGCAUUUGUCUAUAAAGGCCCUGAUGUGUUGCAGUGACGUUGAACCAUUUGAAGUGUUCACAGAUCUCUGCAGAGACUCUUAAGGUUCAUUUCGUAACCUAAAACAGUAAAAUCAUUGUAACAUACAGUGAAUGAUGGGGACUGUAGGGAGUUUAUGUGUUAAUGACACACACACGCACUGUCACACACACACCCAGAGGGCGAUGAUUGGCUGUUAAUGAGGUCGGGAGUCGUGCUGAUGAUGUGUGUGUGUGUGUAUCAGCUCCUGGUGAUGUCAUUCUCCCUGAGGCCUGUAAACCAUUAGUCAUAAUGUUAUCACACACACACAGACACACACAGAGGCAGUAGACGCGUCUGUCAAACACUCACACGAACUAACUCUGUUUUGAACACACAGUAAACAUCUCGAACUGUUUACUGAUUCAUAGAGAGGAUUUAUUUUUUAAAGCUGUGACCCUCAGGCAAAGUUUAAAUUAACCAAUCCAAACAUGAUGGAGCUGUUGUUCUCUUUAACCACGCUAAAACGAAAUAGUUUGAGACGUGAUGAAAACUUACAUUUAGUUCUGAGUAAGCGAAGAUCAGUCCUGAAGGUGGCGCCGGUGGGGAUGUCUGAGUUGUGUUCCAUUAGGGGUCUCCUCAGGAUAAAUGAGUGUCUCCACUAAUCACCGCUAAAGUUAUUUUCUGUUCUGUUUUAAACUUUGCUCUGAGGCUUGUACUCACAUCAGCUCUCAAAUAUGGUUAAAAAACUCUCUAAAAUAACUGGGAGGUCAAAGGUGGGUACAAAAUACACAUUCAGAAAUAAUGAGUGAUUUUUAAAAGACAAAAAUUAAUUAUUUAUUUCAAUUGAUUAUAUUAAAGAAAAGAUUUUUUCUCCUAACACCAUGACCUUUAUCAUUAUUUAUUUGUAUUUAUUUAUCUAUUUAUUAAUACAUUACAUAGAAUACUUUUCUUUAUUAUUUGUAUUUAUACAAAUUAAUACACACAUAUAUUACAUUCUAUACAUUUUAUCAAUUUGUAUUUAUUCAUUUUAAAAUGUUUUUAUUUAAAUUUAUUUAUGUAACAAGUCUUCUUAGCCUUUUAUUGCCUUUUGGAUUAUUUUUAAUACAUACUUUUAUAAUACCUUUAUCAAUCAAUAUGAUCAACAAAUUACUAAAAAAAACACCUUAGCACAGUCCGAUAAAUGAUAAAAAUAUCCUCUUGUGGUUUAUCAGUUUCCAAAAACAUCCGAUGUAUCAAACAAUAUUAAUAAAUGUAUUUGUAAAAUUUUAAGGACAUUUUGAUUUUUUUGGUUUUCAGUAGUAAGUUAAAUAAACAUUUCAGCUCCAAAAAAAUUUGAAUUUUUUGGCCAAAAUUUGUGGUUUCAGGCAUUAUAAGGUUAAUUAUUUUUUUAUCAAUUUUUUUAAUCAGUUUUUUUUUUUUCUCAACUCAAAUAAUGAACACAAAGACUGCAGGCAGAUUAAAUGGUGUAAAGAAGAUAAAAGUUAGAGAGCGAUUUGGACUCUGAUUAUCCUGCACCCUUCUGAACAAACUUUCAUCUGUCAACAUCACUGAAUGAAAAACACGCUUGACUUGCAGUCAGGGGUCAUGAGGCGUCCUACAUGUGACCUUGAUUGGCGUUCACUCUGACACACAACACAGGAUAAAACGAUUGAUUUUUGUUUUGGACCACACUGUAUUUGCAUUCCAACCAAGUGGUCUGGUUUGAUACAUAUUUAUUUUGUGUUCUCAUCCUCAGAAGCUGAGAAAGGUACCCAAAUAACAGACCUGUAGUGUCCUGUUUUUUGGUGCCCUUCUGUUGGGAGUGAAACUGAAACUAAACCAAAGUGGAAUUGCAUCAUAUGACGGUCCUUACAACGUGCAAUCUGACCUCAGUGUUACUCUGAGUGUUUAGUAUGAAGGUGUGCUAACAUUGAACUUGUAAACAGAUCAGAGAAAAGAGAGCACAACAGAAAAAUGGAAAUGAAGAGAGAGAGAGAUAAAGAAAAGGAGGGGGGUGUUCAGCCGCUCGUGAAAUGACUCGACCCAGAUGAUAAAACUAAAGAGAUAAAACUGUUCGUCCUUCAUUUCCUCUUCCUCUCAACCCCCACAGAGACGACUCGGGAUUAUCAGAGACAAACAAACAAAGAAAGAAAGUCAUCACUCAAAAACUCAAUCUGCGCUCUGCUCCAAGUCUGAGAGCUGCUGCUGUAAACUGGGACAUGACCCCAAAAACACUCACCGACACCUCAACCUGGGUCUGAGUCUGAUUAGACAUACCUGCAGGUGCUUCUUACCUGUCUCAUCCUGUACGGUCAGAGCUGAACGUCACACCAAGUUGAACUCAGAUAUCUGAAAUCAGUAAAACACUCAAAAUACCGUAAAAUUAGCUGAACAUAAACGAGACAAAGUGGCUCUGAGAGAUCAUAUCCUCUGAAACAUCUGUGCUGUUCUUUUUUCCAAAUGUUCUCAUUAAAAUUUUAUUAUUCUGAGAACAUAAAACAAAGAUGUUUGAGUAAUAAUGAAAAUAUCUUCAUUUUAUCUCUAAUAAUGUCUAACAGACUCUGCUCUGUCUCUGAUUAGGCUCCUUGUUUACUCUAAAGGUAGAUUAUCAUUUAUUUCACAGAUUAAAAUACUCUGCCUGCACUGGAAAUAAAAACAGACAUUUUCCCUCUGCAGAGGACUGCAGCUCCCCCCUGUGGUCACUCAUAGAACUACACUCUCUGUUAGUGUUCAGCUUCAUUUAGCUUUAAAGGCUGAUUUAUGUGUGCAGGAAAAUAGGACACUGAGGCGGUGAGUGAUUCACCCCUCGGUUCAGUGUGUGUGUGUGUGUGUGUGUGUGCGUGUGUGUGUCCUCCUACACACUGAGAGCUUCUCUGUGAGUCUGUUAACAUUCACAUUCACUGAAUUCUUAUUUUUAUGGUUAAAAAGCUUCAUGUGGAGAUAAUCUUCACAGUGGGCGUUGGCUGUUCAGAUUGAUUCUGCUCUUAUAUUUGUCUGCUUAAGAUGAAUCUACAGCCUGUUGUUGGUAGGUUUAACAUAAACUUGCAUCUUCGUUUAAGAGCAACCACGUUUUUUUUUUUCCAGGUUUGCAGUACAUGAUACCUCUGCCCUUAAUAAGUAUCUACAGUGAUACCUCUUUAUAUCCAAGAGCAAACAAAACUGUUGCUAAAAAAAAAAAAAAACAGUAAAUUCCAAAUUGUAAAUGUUUGAUGCCUGUAAUCUCUGUAUAAUUGACAGCUCACUGUCCGUGAUUUACUUUUUCCACCUCGGAUAUUCUCAAUGAGUGAUUCAUUUGACUGUCAAAACAGCAGGGCAGAGUUUUAUGAUAGAAAACAAGCUAUUCUCACAUAAGAAAACACCUACAAAUAACAAAUAAAGUAAACAAAUGAAGUAUCACUUUGUCCACAGGGGGCGCCAAAUUUUACACCAAUGGAAAGUUCCUUACUGGAGCUUUAGAGAUGAAAACUAACCCUAACUCCAUGAGCACAAGUUUAGUGAUUUUAAGCAGCCGUGUAAUGAUCUUUGGAUGUGAGUGAAAAGCAAAAACAACAACCUUAUAUGAACGAGUUGCAUGUGUUCUCAGUGGGCACACUCAGAAGUUUCAUGUACUAUGUUUGAUCAUUUUGGUGCCUUUUGAUUGGUUUUUGCAAAAUGAGAAACACUUAUUGUCGUCGUUUCCCACUCACUGUAACAGAUACUUCGUCUUUGUCAUCCUGAGUUAGACAGAAAAAACAGACUGACUUUAUUUAAGGGGUAAUCUCAGUUUUCAGAAGGUUUCUGUAAUUGGCAUUUAGUCUUAAACCCUCAGCUACUGUCUCACAACACAGCACUGAGUUAAACAAACACACAAAUAAGGAAGCACAAAACCUUUUAUUUUGAAAGUUUCAUUUUGAUGUCAGUUAGUGUAACACAGUUUAAAAUUAGCAACAGAGUCUUUCCCAGCCAGAUGAGUUAGUGAUAGUUCAAUUAUACAAACUGCAUUAAAGGUCAUUUCAGCAGCUGAAAGCAAAACUUCAAGGAGCUCAAACAAGAUUUUUUUAAUGACUCGUCUGUUUCUUCCGUGGAGCUGACCUCAAUGUGCGUCUGAGAUCAAGCAUGUCUGUGCUGUUUCUGCUCCAUCUAAUCCUGCCUCUCUCCUCCUCCUCCUCCUCCUUUUUUAACCCCUGUGUUUGCUGCAGUGUUCCUGCGGAGCCACAAGAGCCUCGAGUCGGUGGAUCCUCAGUUCACCAUGAGGAGGAAGAUGGAGCAGCUGAGGGAGGAGCUGGAGCUGAUGGAGCAGCUGAGAGAUGUGAGACUCUUACAGAAACCAUCACUGCUUUUUUCUACGACAGGGGUCCUAUUUUAAAACAUCUUCCUUCUGGUUCAGUCAGCUUUCAAAACUUUGUUCUCCUCUUUCUCAGUGACACUUGAGGACAACAGAAACCAGCAUGUUGUGUCCCAGUUCUGAGCUGAUCACUAAUUUAGAGUCAGUCUGUCCUCUUAGUUCACUUCAUGUCAGGAAUCAAACCAGAACACAGCUCAGGGAGAUAAAAAUAGACACCUCUGUCCCUCUAUAAAAAACACAAAGCAGCUCUUUUCUCUGUUCAGAGGAAUCGUACCUGAUUCAUCAGUAUUGUACAAAUAUGACAGAAUUUUGUGUUUGUAAAAUGACAACGGAAAUGGGAUUUUGUUGUGCACUAUUAGGGCAAAAGGAGAGACUACAAAAUAACUACAAAAAUAUUUUCCUUUUAUUCAAUUUUUUAAUUGAUUUUCAUAAAAAAAAAGUAAAAAAAAUAAAAAUUAUGGAUAUGAUAGAAAUGAACAGUAAAUAUGCAGUGAUGCAUUUUUGAAAAAAAGGGGAAAAUUUAGAGAGGAGACAAAGGGAGAUGGACAGAGAGAGAGAUGGAGAGAGAUUAGACUGAAUGACACGUUCAAACUCCAAAUUUAAACAGAUUCUUAUUUUUACUGUAAAUACAAAUCUCCGUCAUCAGUCUCCUGAAUUUUUGAUAAUUAUUAUCAGCCUUGAAAAACAAAUACCAGUCGACCUCUAUUUUUUACCAUAACAAUGUUGAUACAGAUGGAACAUCUACACUGGAAUGAUAAAACAAUGCCCACUCAGUCCACUAGAUGGUGCUGCUGAGGCAGUCUCUGUUGGGGUCCGAAGUUGGCUUCAGUUUAAUUGAAAUAUUUUCGUUACUAAGAGGCUUUAACAUUGAAAAACUUUGGAAAAAUUACACUCAUUUAAUUUUGUUUUCACUUAAAAAGUCUAAUAAAAAUCUAGUGUCAAAAUAAUAAAAUAAAAUACAGAACAUAAAAAAUCAUAUUUUCUGUUUCUGUCCUCAGAGCAUCGAGAGCCGGCUGAAGGUCGCCCUCCCUGAAGACCUCGGCUCGUCUCUGAUGGACGGCGUCGUGCUCUGCCAUCUGGCCAAUCACAUUCGCCCUCGCUCUGUGGGCAGCAUCCACGUCCCCUCACCUGCAGUGGUACGUCUUUAAAACUGUUUUUCACUAAAUAUUCAAGUUUCUUAUUCCCGUCAAACAGAGUCUGAAGAGCUUUAGGUGACCUUUUGCGUUAACGUGUCUGUGUGAUAUUUCAGCCCAAACUCAGCAUGGCCAAGUGUCGGAGGAACGUGGAGAACUUCCUGGACGCCUGCAGGAAGAUCGGUGUACCAGAGGUAAGGCAGGAAACUCAUCUCGUCUUUCCUGUUAGCACGCUGCUAACAGACAGUUUCCUCUAUGAACACAGGGUGUUUUCAGCUCUCUGCCCAAAAACCUGCAAAACUUUUCCAUUUGGAGAUCUGUGCAUGUCAGACUGAGAGGUUGAGCAGAGGUUGCUGGCGUUAGAAGCAGAAAGAGCUCCAUCCGUAACAGUUUAAUAUGCAUCUUUUUAGUGCAGCAGGUACAACUACACACAGAGGUCUCAAACAGGGGUAUGUUGAUCAGCCUUUAUCCCUUCAAUUACAGCAAAAACAUCCUUUACAUAGCAAAUCAUAAGUGAUGGAUCUGAGAGAUUAUGAGGCGUGAAGUCUGUUUGUUUGACUUAAUAAAUGCUGCGUUUGAGUUACCUCGGAAGUCAGAUGUCCGAGCUGGGAAUGUCAUCACACCCGAAUUCCCAUCGUUUCAGUCACCAAGUCGGAAAAAGCAAAAUCGAGGCGGAAACAAGAUGGCUACAUCUAUGAAAGUUAUUUUAGUGCGUCCCUUAUCCUUGCUUAUAUUCGGACAAGGCACGCACUAAAAUAACUUUCGUAGAUGGAGCCAUCUUGUUUCCGCCUCCGAUUUUGCUUUCUUCCAUCUUAGGCUGGUAACUCGGGUGUGAUGUCAUUCCCAGCUCCGACGUCUGACUUCCGAGGUAACUCGAACGCAGCAUAAGACUCCAUUGCUGUGUUUCCACAAAGUGCUUCAUUAUCAGUUCAGAAAUUAUUCACAUUUCCUCAAUCAAAAGUUAGGAAAGCUGCUAAAUGACCAACCUGUCCUGUCCCACUGUUUGGCACUAUCUUUUUGGCUGACUGACUUCUUACCAAACUGUGGACUCACAAACAACUUUUAAAGAAACCAGGAAACUGAACCAGCAACCUCCAGUCUGAAAACACCCUCAGUUCAUCAGAGGAACUUCCCCAGAAUCCUGCUGCUGAAAUCAGACACCACUUUGGUUUUUGUUUCAGUUUAUAAAGUUUAAUAAACUGUGAAGGUGUCCUGCAAAAAGACAUUUUCAGUUUGUUGAAUAUUGAUCUAAAGAAAAAUGAAGGUCGUCUCUCAUUAGCAGAGAGUAAGUAGUUACUCAUCUGUCAGUAAAGUCAAAAUGAAAAAAAACAUUUUUUGCAGAACACUGAUAAAGAUACUAAACUAUAAACCAGAUCUGGGAAAACUCUGAAUAUUGAUUCAAAGUCUUCACCUUAAAUAGUCCCAUUUUUAAUCUGGUUUAAUUACAAAACUUGAUCUAUCAGGUGUCUCCCAGGUGUGGUUUAAUGUUCUUACCUGCUUCUUUUUGUUCUCAUCGCUUUAAACGGGUUUAUUAAUGUCAACGUUUAACGCUGAGUCAUCAUCAUGGCUGCCUGCAGCUUCCUGCUUCCUCCAUCCUGACAGGAGUCCAUCAAACAGAGCUGAUCUGUGUAUAUGUGUGUGCGUGCGUGUGUGUGUAUGUGUGUAGACUUUGCUUCUCUUGAGAACAUUUCAGAGUUUCAGUCUUGAUGGGUAAAAGGAGAGUAAAGUGACUCAGUCUGUGACUGUUCAGGUCAUGACUGAUGCGUCCAGUGAAAUAGAGCUCAAGGAGAUAGAGACCCAAAAUUAAUCUUGUGAAAAUCUUUGGUCAUUUUGAAAUUGUUAUCAGCUAUAUGUCUCUAAAAAGUAGUUCCAGGGUUGUGUUUCUUGUCAUAUGGAGGAUGUGGUUUGUCAUUGUCUUUCUGAAAUAUGAAGGUCUUCCCUGAAAAAGUCAUUGUCUGGAUGUCAGCAGAUGUUCCUCCUAAACCUGUAUAUUUAUAGUUCAGUAUUAAUGGAGAAAAAUCACGAAAAUACUGAGAGCUUUUCGGCUUCAAAUCUGUAUACUGGUGGCAGGUGGAACCAAGUUGUCCAUAGUAUAUACAGUCUAUGAUUUUGGUUCUCGACCUUUUUGUCUCUGUUUGUGUUUCUUGAACAGCUUCUUUCAAACAUGUUGGUGGCAUCAAAUUUCAAAUGAGCAAAUAUUGUUUUCUUAAAACAGUCAAACUUUGCAGCUGGAGUGGCUGAUAUGUUGUCUUUGCUCUUUUUACAGUUACAUUUAGGUUUUACAUGAUUUGCGAAACCUAAAAUUCUUGUUUCGUACAGCGUCCCUGCUUUCAUGGACUUGAUUGUGUUUGUUUCUGUUAAUCUGAACUGUCUGGUUGACCUUUGACCUCCAUCUCUGCUGCUGCUUGCUGACUGUCUCCGUCCUCUAUCUGUGAGAGAUGCUAACUCUCUGCAGCCUGAAUGCUUCACUGAUAAGGCCUCUGUAUGCUAAUAACAGGAUCUCUAAACUAACACACUAAUAGCUUCUCUAAGCUAACAUGCUAAUAGCUUCUGCGCUAACACUGCUAGCGCUGCUAGCAUUGCUGUGCUGUUGGCUGACUGCACCGGCACCUCGCUCCUCAUGCUCUGCUCACUGAGAGGGGGCGGGCUCACCUGUGACUCCACCCUCUUAGUAAGCAGAUCUGCUGCCAUGGCGACCAACCCUUGCCUGCUUCACCUGAUGUCAACUCACCUGCUCACGCACUCUCCUCUGUGACCUUUGACCUCUGUGUCCAUGUUUAACCUCCUUUCUUUCUCUCUUUUUUACUUUCCGGCUGGAUCGCACCUCCUCCUCUUUUCCUCCUAUCUUUAUCUUUUAAAAUUUGCUUCAUCCAUUUACCAUCUUCUCUUUCAUUUCAUCUCUUUCCCUCUCUCCCUCUCUCUCUCUCUCUCGUUCUUUUUUUUCUUAUUUUUCUUUCUUUCUUGGAGAACUUUGAAACAUCUCUCCUCCAUUUUUCAUUCCCUUAUUUUCAUGAUUGUUUACUCUUUCUUUGGCACUUCUAUACCUUCACUUUUAUUCCCUACCUCCUUCACUCAUACACUUGUUUCCUCCUCUCUUUAAUUUCCCAACACAUUCCUUUAUUUUUUUCCCUUCCUUUCCUUGGUUUCCUUCCUUCCUUCCCUACCUGUUCCAUGUAUCCCCCCUCUAUUCCUCAUGGGGGCACCAGUCCUUCCUCUGUUCGCCCUAUGACAUCAUCCAGUGCCGCCUGCAGCCGGUCCGCGUCACAGUUCGGGCGCUGGUUGCCCGGGAUACAGCCUCCCAGCACAGGAAACAAGACGAGGCGGUCUCGCCCUCAAACCCCGCCCCCUCUGCGGUGUCAAAGACUCCCUUACUGGUUUCUGUCACCACUCAAACCCCGCCCCCCGCAUGGCAAAUCUGGGACCUUAUUGGCUCGAGCCUGCUGCACAUCCUCUGCCUCCUUCUGCUCUUCUUGGCCUAUACUUGGAGCGAGUUAACGUAACCAUGACAACAGCCUCCUAUCAGUCGCCUCUAAGACCCUCCCUCUUUCUGCACAAGCCACUCCCCCUCUUACUUUUUCCUCGCUGCAUUCAGGUCACAUGAGAAAAAUCAGGUUUGAAUUUAACAUUUAACUGAAACUGGAAAACGAAUAACUCGAAUUACGUAGACCUUGAACAUCAUUGACGACAACUACAGAUAUAUAUAAUCCUCAAACUUCUGAUGAUCCUGUGUGAUUUGAAUGCAGCGUAAGCCUGAGCCUCUGCCCCCUUACCGCCGUCUUUGACUCUCUCUUUUCGUCGCCAGUUUGGAGAAAAAUCAGCUGACAAAUAUUUUGGUGUUUUAUAAUAAACUGGACGGUAACAGGAGCAGGAUUUCAAAGUCACUGAUGUCUUAUUAACAGGAUGAGCAGCAGAGAUAAUCUGAGUUUAAGACGUUUCACAUCAAACUCGGAUUCUGUUCAAUACAGUAAAACCUUCUCCGUGGUCUGUAUGAAUGAAAAACAGACCAGGGUAAACAGAGUAGUGAUCCACUCCCCCCUAAAAUAACAAAGUCAGUGUUUGUGUUCAUGUUUUUAUGGUUUAUAGAUUAUAACAUGAAGCACAGCGCAGCUUUGUUGGUACUAAAGUGACUUUAUUACAUGAUCUGUUUAACUCAAAAAUCUCCCAGCAGCCAUUUGGCCCCGUCUUGGAAGUCUGGUGGAAAAUUUGGUCGUCUGCAUUUGGAGUGAAUAUUUUUAGUUAAUAUCAUGAGAUAAUUUUUGGGACGCCAACAAACAUUUUUCUUGACUAUAUUUGAGAAAUUUCAAAUCUCAAAUCUUGACAUCCCCAAACCCAGAGGACCAUGAAUCAGUUUUAAAUGACAGUUUCUUGGCAUGUAUUAUAGUUAGUCAGAAAUCCUUCUGUUCUGUUUGAAAGUAACCUUUUCCAAAUUUAAACCUAAUUUUAUACAAACCAUAUAAAGAUGUCCAACAUGGCCGCCAAAUGACACUGCUGCAGCCUGUCUGUUUUAUUAAUGAUGCUAAUUUAUCAGUGAGGCUAACCAAAUUAACACUACUUUAGGAACCACAAAGUGAAUAAAAACAAAAAAAGAGGCUGGUUUCCUGCACAUUAUCAGAUUAACUAAAGCUGAUAACUUAAAAGUUUAAUUUUUGUGUCUGUAUUUAUGAGCACAUGAUUCCUGACGGAAAACUAAACAAAACCAUGAUACGACAAAGUAUUAGGGCCACAUUAAACAAAGACAUCAUGACGGUUUUGAGAAUAAAGUCAUUAAAUUAAGUCUUAAUGUAUCUGGAAUAAAAUAGUUAUGUUGCCAGAAUAAAGUCAUAACAGACUAAAAACAUCAUGUUACUGUAACAUUGUAGAUAUGUUAAAACAAUAAAAUCAUUUUGUUAACAGAAAAAGUCAUACAGUAAUACAGUCAUUAUGGAACAACAAGAAAGUCAUUAUGUGAUGAGAAUAAAGUUGUUCUGUUACUUAAACAAAAUUGUAAUGUACUGCGAAUUAACCCGAUUUAUUACAAAAAAAAAUUUAAAUGUUGUUACAAAAUGAAAGUUAUGUCACAGGAAUAUAGUUGAUGUUACAAGUCGUAACACAAUAAAGUCAUUAUGUAUUAUGAGGUCAAUGUCGUGACUUUGUGAGUAUUAAGUCGUUAUGUUACAAAAAUAGAGUUGUGAUACUGUGACAAUUUACCUUUCACAAAAAAAUAACAAUUUUAUGUUACAAAAUUGAUCAUAAAAUUUUCAUAAAAUGAGGAUAAAGUCAUUACGUUACAAGAAUAGCUAUGUUACAACAAAUAAGUUGUCACAUUCCAAAAUGUAAAAAAUCCAUAGAAAAUGAUUUUUUACAUUAUGAGAUUAGGUCAUUUUGUUAAGUGCUAACUACAACUUAAUCUUUGUAACAUUACAACUGUAUUCUUGUAAGAUUCUGACAGUGUAUCAACUGUCUUUAUUAACAUAACAGCUUAAUAUUUGUAAUAUUAUGAUUUAAUGAUAUUUUUCUCAUUUUAUUAAGACAAUACUCCCGUCACAUAAAACCUUUAUUCUCGUACAACAGACCAACUUGUUCUUGAAAUCUAACUUAAACCUGUAAUGUGGCCCUUUUGCGCUGUCGUACCAUGAUAGAGAUGCACUAACAAUGAUAAUCAGUUUAAAAUGUUUGAUUAUGAAGUGAAGAAGAACCAGAAGCCAUAUUUUCAAAGUGAUUUUUUGUUUAAAUCGGUCAAAUUUCAAUCCUUGAAUUACUAUACAAUUUAAUUUGAGUGGAGUUAUUUCAGAAAAAAAAUGUAAAUUUAUUUAUUUAAGAUACUUUAUUUUCCUUCUUUGGUAAAAUAUCAUUGGAUAAAGCUGCAUGAACCCUGAUAAUGUGAGUGUUUUGGUUUGAUCUGAAGGGCUGUAGAGGACGGAGGAAACAGUAAAUAAAUUACUCGUCUGGAGGUUUUUAUUUUAGAGAGUUUGAUACACAGACAACUAAAAUGUUCUCUCUUUGUUGAUAUUAAGAUGAACUUUAAACUGAGGAAUGUGAUUUUCUCUCUGUGCUCUCUCUAUCUUUAGAAACAGUAUUUUAUGGUGCGAUGUGAGCAGCUGAUUGGCUGCUGGUGAACUCACACAGACUGAAUGAGCUUGAACUGGAUGAACUCUGACUCUGCCUUUAAACAUGAUGUGAAUUACUCUGAAUGUGAAUAUUUGGAUUAUUGACCUCUUUGUAUUCAGUGAAUUAUUAUUUCUGGCAGUAAUUUUUUGCUUUCUGUUGCCUCUUUCUCUGCACAGAUUAGUAUGAUUUUUUUUAACUUUGUGCUGAUGUGAAUGACUUGAUGUGUGAGCGGGUUAUUUUUAUGACUUGUAUGAUCUCUGACUGUGUUUCAGACUGAGGUAAUAAAUCAGAUUUAGGGACACCGUCUCCUCUGUGAGGUUCUUGUUAAAGUUUUAGGAUGAAGGUUUCAUUUCUUGUUUUCCAGGAGGUGAAUUUUUUUACAGUUUAUUUACUUUCUUGUCUAGAUUGAGUAUGAACUCUUCUCUCACAAACGCCCGUUAGAUAUAAAAUUACUGUUAGAAGAAAGUUAUUGUCAUGGUUUGAUAGUUUCAUGCAUGCAAAUAGUAAAACUAAAGGGAAAAUAAGAAGUUAUGCUAAGCAAAUUUGGUUCAAGCUUUGCUGCAUUUUUAAUAGAAAUUACAUUUUUAUUAAGACAAAGGAAAGAAAUGUUGAGAUCUAAAUGUUAAUUGAACAAGAAUACAGUCAUGGUAUUUACAAGAAUAAAGGGGUAAUCGCAAAAUAAUCACAAUUUUAAGAGAAACUUAAAAAAAAAACAACGUUUUAAUCGACAAGAUUAAUGAGUAUAAUAAUUUCAAUUUAUAACCUAACUUUUAAAUGAAUCAGUUUAGAGAACAUUGAGAGAAUAAACAGAAAAAAAUAUAUACAUUUGUGAGUAAAAGUUUUACAUUUAAGACUAAAUUUAUUCAUUUAUGACAGUAAACUAAAUAAAUGAUUGUAAAGUUAUGAUAUUUUAAGAAGAGAAGCUUCAACGAGAAGACAUAUAUUCACAGGAAGUCAUGAUUUUAUAUAUUUUUGUAGAACUUACAAGAUUAAAAUCAAAAACUGAAUAAUUAACUUAAAGAUGUAAACAAAAGAAUUCUUAAAAUAUGAAUUUUAUGAGAGUAAUACAAAAAAUUAUAACAAUAAACCUUUAAAAUGAGGUUUUAAAAGUAUGAGAAUAAAGUUAAUUCACAAUAAUAAUUUGUAAAUAAAUGCGUUUGAACAAAAUAUAGUCUUUUAAACUUUUAAAUAAGUUACCAAAAACAAACUUCAUUCAAAGUAAUUAAAGAAUUGUGAAUUUAUGAGACUUAACUCUUAGAUUUUGGAUUAAAUUCGGAUUAGACUUUGUAUUUUCCUCUGUAUUCUUAUCAAAUUUAAAACUUAGAGGAGGAAAAGCCCCUUCGUUUUAGGGUCUGUAGAUACUUUCUGAAUCACUUUGAAAGUCCUCUAACGUCCCCACACUCACCUGUUCGUCUGUUUCUGUCUCUCAGGACAAAUUGUGUCUCCCUCACCACAUCCUGGAGGAGAAAGGUCUGGUGAAGGUCGGGAUCACGGUUCAAGCUCUGUUGGACGAGGGAUCCCCCCAACAUGGCCCGCUGACGUGAGCAGCAGGGACGCACCGACACCAGAAACAAACACGCACCUGGACGGCCUCUGAGCUCUCUCUGCACCUGUCUGAGUCACUCUGUGUUUGAUUCAGGAUACAGAGGGGACAAGGAACUAAAACAGCCAGAAAAAAAAAGAUAAAUUUACCCUAAACAGUCAGAAAAACAGUUAUUUACCCUAAACAGUCAGAAAAACAGGUUUCUUUACUAAUUACUGAGGCAGGAUGAUGAUUUAGCUCCAUCAGGGCAGAGAUUUCACUUUUUUAAAGCAUGUGAGUAAAAAUUAAGUCUGACUUCACCUCAUUUCUUUAAAUCCAACACAAGAGACACAAACUGUGGACUGAAGGGCAUCAACACACUCACUGAAUCUGUGAUUUCUUUUCUUCCUUAGACAUUUUUGCACAUGUUUGCACCUGAAACUGUAAAGGAAUAUCAGGACCACUAGAGAGCAAAAAAAUGGCUUUAAGUCCAAGUAAUUUAGGAGAAAAUUUAAGGAAUGAAACAAAUAAAAUACAACUGGAUACAAUGAGAUGAGCAGAUUUGACAUUUUAGCAUGCAAUAUUACAAGACAAACUAAAAUGCACAUAAAAAUCAGAUGCAAUACCUCGAUAAAAGCUAAAAGAAAUUGAAGAAAAUUCAUAAUUUUAACAUGUUUUUGACUCAAAAUUAGAGCCAUAAUGCAGUAAGUCUUUUGUAUUCAGGCCAAUAACUCAAAGCACACUUUUUUAAAAAUUAUGAUUAUGACCCUUUUACUGUAAAAUACAAAGACUCUUGUGCUCCUGAUACUCUGAGAAACAAAAGCAGAAGCAGGAAGGUUUAAAGAUCAGAUACUGAACUCUAAAUUAGUCGUAGAAAUGACAGAGUUAUUAAUGUUGUUAUUCUGCUUUAGUAGCACCCAGUUCACAUGUUUCUAAACCAUCAGUCAUUAACCUGCUAGCUGUGGAGUUAUCCCACCUGAGGCUUCAGGUGGAGACUUUGUGCACUGUGUGAGAAUCUAAAACCAAAAUAUGCACCAUGGAGGGAAAUUGAACCCUGAUUUCUAUUUAAACUUUUAAGAUAUUUAUGAUAUAAAGAGACGCAGUUUGAGCUGGUGAAACAUUCAGAAGAUGAAUAUCCAAAAAUAUUUUCUCUAAUAUAUUUUAGCUAAAACUAUGUCUGUUUUCAAAGUUUGACUCUAAGCUGUCUGUGCGUCUUUAAAGCAGGUCUGAGUCUGUGUUUGUCUCUAAAGGAGUCCAGGUAAACCUGAGUGUGUUCUCCACUCACCUCAGGUCUUUUUACACCUGACUUUUUCAGUGUUUCUACUGCAGCAGUUUCUGUUUUUCACUCUGGAUGAUGUUUUUUUUAAGAGAUUCAGUUUGCUAAUGUGCCAAAACACAACAAAGUUAAGGGAGAGUUUUAGUAUCGUCAACCUGGGAACUCUUUUUACAUAUUUAUGGAUCUUAACAAUAAAAAGGAUACAGAAAGUUUAAAAAUGUCAGCAGCAGAUUUCCUCCUCCUGCAGUGGUUAAACAGGCUGUAAUGUCUCUAAAACUUCUUGUGUUUUCAGAGUCUGACAGCGUCACAGAAGGGAACUACACAGUAUUUUAGUAACACAAUAACACAUGCAUUGAUCCAACCAUUUUUGUGUUGCUUAGCAGCCUUUCUUUUUAAUUGUUUAGACUCCCAGGUUGAAAAAUAUAAAAAUUCUCCCUUGAUGAAAAACAGUCACAGAACAAAAUCUACGGUGGCCCUGAAGGACAACUGCAUGAACAUAUCAUUACUUAAAAAAAAAAAGCAUCUCGGUGAUUUGGAAAAGUAUGAACAGGAAAAAGAUCAAUUUCACACAAUAUUGUAAAUAAUUCUUUGAAUGCAAAAAGUUCAAAAUUCAAUAUUAAUUUAAAAUUAAUUUAAUCAUGAAAAUAUAUAUAAACAGAUAUAAACUCAUGAACACAAAAAAAUUCAAAAAUUCUUCAGAAUUAUUCGUUUUGUGUUUCAUGACAUUUUUGCACAUCAUGAAUCAAUUUUUGCUUUUAAUAUUUUGGAUAAAUUUAAUGAUUUUUUAGUUUAUCUUUUUCCCACUUUUUCAAAAAAAAACUGAAAAAUAUUUUUUAUGUUCUGUGAAAUAUUUUUGUUUCAUUAUAAUGUUUUUUGUGGUCCUGAAAUAUUUAUCCAGUUGACCUUCAAGGCCACCGUACAAACACACUGAUCACUACCUACAGCCCCACACUCCACCUCUCCUGCACAGCUGCUUCCAUGUAAAUAUUGACUCCUGUCAGCUUCCGUACUGUAAGACUCUGGAUAAAUGUGAGUGUUUCAGAUUUGAUGAGUGAGGAUGAGGAGGGUGAAAAUUAGGGAGGAAGAGAUCUCACACAGCUGCAGCUCUGACGCUGAUGGACAGGUCGGUGUGUGUGUGUGUGUGUGUGUGUGUGUGUGUGUGUGUGUGUGUGUGUGUGUGUGUGUGUGUGUGUGUGUGUGUGUGUGUGUUGGAGCUGCAGCUCUGUGAGGCUGUGUGUGACUCAGGGUGGAUUUACUACACUGUUGAUGCUUCAUUCCACAACCUGCUACAUCAGCACUGUGCGUUCGUGUGUGUGUGUGAGUCUGUGAUCCUGGUGGCUCUCUCAAUCAGGUGGUUUUGCAGAUCUGACUCAAAUAAAAACUUUAAAGGGACAGUAUGUCUUUAAUUAUCUUUGUCACCCUCUGCUGGUCACUGAAGUCAAUCACAGUUUUUAGACACUGACAGGGUUUUUGAUGCGCUUCAGAAAAUACAAAAUCAAGUCAUAUGAAAAAUAAGUAAUCAUUGAUUUUAAUUUUUUAUGUUCUUCAUGAAGAAUGGUUGUGUUUUUUUCUCAGUUUGAGAAAGGCUGACUGAUCCACUGACAUCAACACAAGGGCGCGUUCACACCACCCUUGUUUAGUCCGGUUGAACUGAACCCUGGAGCGUUUACCCCCUUGGUGCGGUUUGUUUGGGUCAGUAUGAACGCUGACCUCAAACUCUGGUGUGGACCAAAUAAACGAACUCUGGUCCGCCUGAAGAGGUGGUCUCGGAUCGCUUUCAAGUGAACUCUGGAUGCGCUCCAGAUGAGUGGCAAAAGCAAAAUCAGCCUACGAUGCUUCAUGACAGGCAAAGACGGCAGAGCGCGAUUUGUAUUCCCGCAUAAACUAAUGACCAAUAACCGAACGAUAUUCGUGGUCACGUGACUUCUGGUUCAGUUUUCUGGAGCGAUUGAGUUUGUCCUUUGUGAACGCAAACCGGACCAGUUAAACAAUCUAAACAAAUGUAUCGUCUUGCCUUGGAUUCGAAUCAGGAAACGGACCUUUUGGUGUGAACAUGACCUAAGAUUCAGAGUUAGAAAUUUAAAGCUCCCGGGAGAAACUUUCUUUUUGUCUUAACUUUGGCGCCCCCUGUGGACAAAAUUAGAUCUCAUGUGUCGCUGUUAACCUGUAUGUGUAUAAUCCUGACUGAUAAAUAAUAAGAGUUUUAAUGAACUGAAGAUGUCAGAUUAUUAAUGUAGUGUUGUAAAAUUGUAGUGGUAUUUAAAUACAAGAGUCCAGUAGAAGUAAAGCACCUUAAAUUUAUACAAGAGAUUGACAAAAGAUCACAUACUGUCAGGAUCAGGUGAAAACAGACAUAAUAAGUUAAACUAAAGAUUAAUUAAGUUUGCUUAAUGUGGGCUCAUGACAGUUGAGUUUCUGCUUUAGAAUUGAUCACAAAUUUACGGACUGUCCCUUUAAAGCCAAAAUAACAGCAGGUCUUGGAUUAGACUGAACUCCCUUUAACAUCGAACUGAGACCACAUGAGGAGGCAGACCCAUGUUUGUGUGUGUGUGUGUGGGUGUGUGUGUGUGUGUGUGUGUGUUUAGUGAUACAGCUCAGUAUCCAAAGUUUGAUCUUCUCUCAGAUUCAGCAGAAAAAUAAGUUUUUACUCGGUCAGUUUGAAAGUUGCCAAAACAAACAUUUUAUCAUGUGAUUAAAGUUUGACUUAAAUGUUUUUUAUUUAGUGUACAGGUUAUUGAUCACAGCAGAUUAAUGUGGUUUAAUUCAUGUUUGAAACACAGUGAUGAGUUUUUCUGUUUGUCCAUGUACUGUACGUUAAAACACUCACAGCUGCUGCUUAAUAAACCCACAAUUACAGGAUAAAACUCAGAGUUACACACUGUGGAUUAAGUUUUAAUCUCUAAUUAAAUGAAGCAGAGAAAAGUUCAUUCUGUCAUUCCUGAUGUUAAAUUAUUUAGAUUUUAUUGCUGAAAACAGAUUUUGGCACAUUUAAAAACAUUCUUAGUGAAGCAGCAGGUAAAAAAAAGGGAGUCUGAUGUCUUUCUGAUCACGUCUUCUCUCCACUCGUCUGUUUUCUCGUCACGUCUUCAGUGUUUUUUGGGAAAAGCAAUAAAAACGUGAGUGUCUGCUCCCUUACAAUCUGCACUUUAACCUUUCUUAUUUAUAUCUUUGUUUUGGCAACUGACCGAAUCUGAGCUGAAGUCUGAGGAAACAGUUUAAAAUGUGACGCUGUGUAAAUGUGUACAUGUGGUGAAAAGAGACUUUCCUGCUGAAGCAGUGUUGUUGUUGUUGUUGUUAUUGUCGUUUUUUAAUGUCUCUUAUUUUGUAAAGAAACUUCCUGUACUCACGUUUUUGUACUUUUCUGAUGGUGAGGAGAUUUAUUUUUUAUGUGACUUCUUUCAGGUUUGUUACGAAAACCUUUUUGUAACUCUUUGUGAACCUCUUUGUGUAAUUUGUUGUACAGCAGCUCCAAUUGAAAUGCAUGAAAUGUCCCUUUAAUGUCGCCUUAACUGCUGUGAAUACUGUAAAUACUGCACUGUAUUUCUCAUGACUUUAUCAGUAAAAAGCAACUUUAAAGAAACAAAA